This is a messenger RNA of Anneissia japonica, 66370 nucleotides long. RefSeq lists its product as uncharacterized. Gene Ontology annotation, biological process: cell communication; motor neuron axon guidance. Gene Ontology annotation, cellular component: membrane. The record is from RefSeq and is a predicted model, not a curated record. The transcript is spliced from 103 exons. NCBI's taxonomy places the organism in Eukaryota, Metazoa, Echinodermata, Crinoidea, Comatulida, Comatulidae. The coding region runs from base 114 to 65198 and encodes 21694 amino acids.
UUGAUUUUUCCGGAAACAUUAAUGGCAACGAAAUUGUUCGUAAUAAUCUUGACGAUCCAAUCAAAGUGAAAAGGUUACGCAUUAAACCACUCACCUACCACAUUGCAGUUUCUAUGACAAUUCAAGUUUUUGGAUAUACCAUUGCGACUUCUAUUGAUUCCUGCCAGGAAGGCAAACAACCUUCACCGGAGGUCGGUGGUCCUGGAACAGUAUAUAUCGAAGAUGCUGCUAGCCACAACUCUCAAUUAAGAAUUGACAACAAAUCACAGUUCCCGAAGAUGAAAGUUUCAGCUGAUUGUUCUACGUUUCUUUACGAAGAGUCAGGUGCGGCGGCUUGGAUAACAUCCGUUUCAAAUGGUCUUCGUGACAUCAGUAUCAGUAAUAGUGAUCACCUUGUUAUUAACGGAUCCAUCGCGGUUUCUAGCAUUACUGGUCAGUCCUCCAGCUUUCUUCACAUUGCCUCAGACACAACUGUGGACUUAAACAUUCCUGGCACGUCUACAUCUCUUAGCUGCACAGCCUAUGUGUAUGAGGGUGCAACUCUCAAUCUUGCAGACGGGGACUAUACUAUUGCUAGAACAUUGUAUGUUGCCGGUACGCUUAUGACAACGUCGAAUACUGGGAUGGUAGUUGGAGGUAAUACAGGUAUUGCCGUCCAGAUGUUCGUCCCAACAGAUGCAGAAUACAAUUCGACUCUUUCUCUGCAGUCAUUGACAAUACAGUCUGGUGCGUCUGUGUUAUUAGACCAAUCGAAUUCCUCUGGAUCUUGCGGCUACGCUUUGAAUUUAACAAAUUCCAGAAGAGACCUACUAAUGGAAGGUAACUCGAAGCUUCGGGUCGGCUGCAGUGUCAAUAUCGAGGCAAGAUCUGUGACAUUAGUCAAUACUAUUUUCAAUACAGAUGUUGUUUCGCGAGAUUUAUUACAUACUACAUCCACAAUCAAUGCGCAAUCGUUAUAUAUCAAUGGCGACACCGAUUUAGGCUUGGUUAGCAUUUAUAACAUUGAUAACUUUACUGUUGCUACUGAUCAAACACUUAAGCUUACAUCGAGAGACGUCAGACUUCUGAACGCUGCAGUUACCAUCAACGGUCAUAUGGUAUCUAGAAACUCAAUGGAUAUAGCAUGUUCUACAUUUACAGUUAAUAAUGGCGGUUCGGUCACCUGGUUGGGUUCUGGAGAAUUAGUCCUAUCGUGCACGAAUGUUUACAUCAACGGACAAUUCAAUCCAAGCGAGUCAUUUCAGAACGGCCCUGGCUACACAACAUUCAUUGUAGGAGAAUAUGGAUACUUGCGCUCUGUGAAUUUCAUUGGAGAAUUUAUCACUGAUGAACUAGAAAUUUACGGAGAUCUGAUAAUUACCCAUUCACUGAAUUUCAUUGGUCAAAACAGUACUUUAAUGCAGUCGGUAAUUAUCGGCGCCAAUGGCCGACUUCUGCUAGAUGACGCAGAUCAAUCAAUUGAGCGCCAAUGGAAAAAGGAUACAAUGGCAUCAAAAAUAUUGGCUGACGAUGUUAUAAUUAAUGGACUUCUUCGUGCUGGACGACUUGACGUUGGGGUUGGUUGGAAAAAUAUUCAUGUUGAAGGUUCUUUCAUCUUCCAACCAAACAAUACAUACAGAUUUGAUGAUGUUGUAAUAAAUGGAAUAUUCGAUAGUCUUACACACAUUGAUCUGGUUGGCAGGACUCAGUCGUAUAUUCAGUCAUUCAACACAGGUGUAGGAUCUGAAGUCGUAUUUGAUAGUGGCAGAUACUUCAACGACACUUCUAGUCCUGCCAUUUCAAGAGUUGCUAUUAGGUCUUUUAACAUCAGCGGUAUUCUUAAUGCCCAAGAGCUGAGCUUUGAAGCAGCUUUUGAGUAUUUUUCAGUUAAUCAAGCAGGUGUAUUUACAACGCUGGUUGUUAGUUCAUUACGGGUAAAUACGUUCAGUGUUGAUGGUGAACUGCACAUAGCUAACCCACUUAAACUGUCGGGCCCAACUAACGCCAGCCAAGUGAACUCAUUCAAUAUUGGAAGCCUUGGUAAAGUGUACCUAGAUGAAUAUGGAUAUGCAACAGGACGACUGUCCGGUGUUUCGACUAUCGGCAUAGAGCAUGCCACUGUUGAUGGAAUAUUCCUGGUAGGGAAUUUGGACAAUCUUCUUCUUCCAGACGGAUGGAAUACGUUAACUGUUGGUAUGAACGCGCACAUGGAGUUCGUUUUAUCCAAUACAUUCAUAUGUCAUGAAUUUACAACAGAAACAGGAUCGACAGUACAAGUUGAUAGUCUUAACGCUUUUGCUACGUUGAGGGUUAAUGAACUUGAGGUAAAUGGUAAACUUAAUAUAACAGACGCAGUUCUGAUGUCUGGAACGUCACCCACCGACCGCAUAUCGUCGUUUACUAUCGGCAAUACUGGCAACAUGUUCGUAGACGAUAGAGGACGUAUUUCUGGAUCUUGGACGAAUGUAUCAACCAUUGGCGUACGCAAUGCGAAUAUCAAUGGCCGAUUUAGUGUGGGGCUGUUUGAUAACCUUCUUUUUUCAAGUGGUUGGGAGUCAUUGUCUUUAAGGGACAAUGGUCACUUCUCAUUAACCCUUACAAACGAAUUUAUCUGUACUACCAUAACAACACAAUCAGGAACACAAGUGCAAAUAGAUAGUAUUCUAAAUUUUGAGGUGUUUCGAGUUGAUACCAUUACAAUUAAUGGUAUAUUAAGUGUUAAUGACGCAGUAUUAAUGACUGACAGAUCUGGUAAUAACGUCAAUGCAUUCACAAUUGGCAGUACUGGACAUGUUUACAUUGAUGAAAGAGGUAGAAUGAACGGUAAAUGGACAAAUAUCUCAACCAUUGGUGUGGACACAGCAAAUAUUAAUGGACGCUGGAGCAUUGGUCUCCUUAACAACCUUCUCGUCAACACUGGAUGGAUUGACUUUACUUUGGCUGCAAAUGGACACAUGACGUUUACUCUGGUGGAUGAUUUAAUAUGCAGCACAGUCUUAACAACUGUUGGAACUGUAAUGCAAAUUAGAUCAACGAAAGGAUUUGUUACUAUGAAAAUAAACAACAUGGAAAUCAACGGAUACAUGACUGUAAACGAUGCAAUAUUAUUACGCGGGAAAACAGAUCUUGUUGUUCAUACAUUCGCCAUUGGUUCCCAGGGUGUUUUCAAAAUAGAUGAGAAUGGAAGGAUAAGUAACAACUGGACAGACACAUCCACUAUUGGACUUGAUGCUGCGACUAUAGAUGGUCAGUUUUUGGCUGGAAGAAUGACGAAUCAAAUACAAGUGAAUGAACAUGUAACUGAGGGAUGGAAAUAUUUGAACAUGUCUGAAAAUGGCCUUUUCAAAUUUGAGUCUGUAAAUGAUUUCCUCUGUGAUCGUAUUAUCAUCCUGAACAAUGCAGUAUUCCAAACGUCAAAUAUAUUAGUUAUUCGCGGGUUUACCUUGAGUAGAGUGCAACUUUUUAAAAUUGGAACUGGUGGUGAGGUCCAUCUGGAUACAGAUGCUGGUGGAUGGCAGAUUUGGCGUGACAGUUUUUCUGAGCUCCACGCUGAUGACGUAGUUGUCGAUGGUACAUUUUUACCAGGUGGUCUUGACGUCGGUAUUGGUUGGUUAACUCUACAAAUGUCUUCUACAGGUUCCUUUAAGUUUCAGCUCUAUGAUCCAUCAGAACUACAUUUGGAUAAUGCUGACAUUUCUGGUGAAGUCAGGAUAUUAAAUCCUGUCGUCAUCCACGGAAGAAACGCAUCGUUUACUAAUGCCUUCCACAUUCGCUCUGGUGGUUCACUUUAUUUGGACGCUGGCAACUACGUAAGCACGUUUCUAACAAAUUUGACUUUUUCCACAUUUUUAAUCGACGAUUUGAGAAUUUCGGGGAUUUGUGAAGCACAGGAACUCUCGUUAACUGCCUACACAGUGGAUGUAAGCGGAUCCUUUUCAUUCGAUGCUAGUACGGUGGUAACCAUCGAUAGCCUUGCUGUUACAGCCACAGGAAUUGUUAAUGUUUUCCAUCAAGCUGAAUUUGUAGGCCGGUCAGCAAAUAACACCGAUUCUAUCACAGUCUCCGGAACGAUGAAAUUAGAUUCACUUUUGGAGGAUCACACCACACGAGCAUGGUCGAGUACUAAUGGUUCUACCUUCAAUCUUAAUUACCUUACUGUUAACGGUAACCUAUAUGGUGGUUUACUUAAGGCUGGCGUCGGAUGGGAGGACCUAACAGUUGGUGGUGGAGGAACAUUUAAAUUUGAGCCAAAAAAUCUUUAUUACGUAGAUACUGUGACUAUAAACGGCCUAAUGGAGACGUUCACACCAAUGAACGUCAACGCCUCAUUAAUUGGCACAAGUUUAGUGGUUUCUUCAACAGGAACAGUUGACUUGGAUUUCAAGGGAACCCCAGUAGUAGGCGGUGGAUGUGAAGACUCGAUUAUUUUGGUUACAAGCGUUAUUAUCAAUAAAAAACUUAAGGCAGGCUCCCUUCUGAUAGAGUGUCAAUCCCUUAGUGUUGGUGGUGGCGGUAGCAUUGAUGUUACAGGAGGCGGUCACGCAAGCGAUGAUGGCCCAGGGAAAGGAGUGUCAUAUAUAUAUGGCGCAUCGGGUGCUAGUCAUGGAGGACGUGGCGGUAGAGGGGGAUACUCAAGCCAUAGAACGAUAGCAGGCAAUCUUCCAUAUGGUAAUAUCUAUGAAAUAUCUAGCUGGGGAAGUGGUGGAGGCUCUGGCUCAGGAAAUGGAGGACGCGGAGGUGGAAGAUUCCAAGCAAAUAUCACUCAAACGUUUACGUUAAAUGGUAACAUAUACCUGAAUGGAGAAAAUGGAGCUACUAAUGCCGGAGGAGGAAGUGGAGGAGGAUUUUGGGUGACAUGCGAUGGAUUUUAUGGAUCAGGUAGAGUACACGGCAUCGGCGGAGCAGGUAAUAACAAUGCAGGGGGCGGAGCUGGCGGAAGAAUGUCGGUAUUUUACAGAUCUGGUAAUUUCCACAGUAACCAAGCAAUAUUCAACGGUGGAGGAGGAGCUGAAGCUGGAGGACCAGGUGUCAUUUACCUAGAGGGCAUUGAACCUGAAAUCAAAAACUUGCGAAUCGACAACAAAUGCCAGUAUCCACAGGUUACCAUGCCAUCUGGAACCAGCGCCACACAAGCACAAUAUCAAACUUAUAUAAGUACAGGAAGUAUCGCAUACUUGUUGCCGACUACAGAUGAUUUUGAAUACAGGUUUACGCACAUUGAAAUUUACGGAGGCGCACAUCUGACGUUCGCUGGCGACAGGACGAUCGUUAGAUCGGAGUGGAUACACGGAGAUGAUACUGGAUAUAUACACGUUGCACCGAAUCAUAUACUGGACGUUGAUGGUGUCUCACCUUACAUACGAGCGAAUGUAACUUGGGCUCCAUAUAUAUAUGAAGGAGCAACAUGGAUACUUCCCACAGCGACGGUGGAGUUUAGAGAGUCGUACAGAACUGGAUGUGGGUCGAAUGCGCUAAUUAGUUCAAAUGUAAAGAUUUGGGGAACUUUAGAUGCUUCUAGAGCGCAUCUCCUGAUUGGAUACGUCAAUUCAGGUACAACACUAUCGAUGGAACUUCCAAGUAGGCGAUACCUGGAAUGUGUCGGUAUCACAAUCCAGGAAAAUGGCAUCUUAGAUUUUAAGAGUGCGAAUGAGAAUGAAGAUGACAGGUGGUUUGUAAAGAUACUGAGAGGGACAGGCGAGGGCCAAAGGUCAGGCAAAUUGACUAUUGAAGGCGGUGGCUUACUUCGUGGAUCUGUUCUAGAUAUCGCAGCUGAACGCAUUGAGGUGGAGAUGUCGGGGCAGUUGUUAGUAAAUGGAAAGGGGUUCAGUGGGGGCCCUGGAUCACCUCCGUCCGGAGUAACAUCUGGAGCUGGAUAUGGAUCUAUUGGUGGCAGAGGGCGUGAUUCAGAUGAAUAUGUUGGAUCCCCCUAUGGCAUAAUGAAUCAACCCAUAAGUUUCGGAAGCGGCACUGGUAAAAAAGGUGGAGGCAUAAUAAAGUUGAACGUUACUACUCUAGCAGUCGAAGGUUCUAUUAGUUCUAUGGGUGAUGCCGGUGAAUCAAAUAAAGGUGGUGCUAGUGGAGGCUCGAUUCUCAUUUACACCACAAAUUUAGAAGGCACUGGCAUUAUACAGGUUAACGGUGGUAACGGCGGGUCAAAUGGGGGAGGAGGAUCAGGUGGCCGACUUGCUCUCUUCUACCGUGCUAUCGACUGGUGGUUUGGUCAACUGACGUCAUAUGGUGGCAGCGGUGGCUAUGGUACCGGUGGUGCUGGUACUGUUUACUUCGAGGUUUUGCCGCCAAAUUCACCAAAUAAAACUUUACUAAUCGAUAAUAACAACAGACCACCACCAUUUGAGAGAAUUCUAAAUUACCAAGAUGUUGCUAUGGAUACUGGUAGGUCAUGGCUUUCGAUGGAUGAAGAAGAACCUUAUUUGGAUCACAUCGUGAUAAUUAAGAAAACCCAUUUUUCGGCAGAUUCCAACAUUACUCGAUUACGUGGAGACUCUCUUCAUGGUGAUACAACAUCAUUUCUACACGUUGGCCCGGGACAGAUAUUUGUUGUACGGCCAGAAAAUGAUGGGACAUGGGAGCUAAACGUGCAUGUCUAUGAAGGUGGAACCAUCGUUUUCCCGUCUACAUUCGAGUGUUACAACGUUGAAAUUACAAUAAGAGGUGUUAUCAGUGUCCACGACAUGAUUGUUGGUUCGGGGUGUCGACUUCUUCUAGCACCGACUGGUACAUCUCGUCUAAUUAAUGAAUCACUAGAAACGUCUUUGGAAUUUGCAUCAGGGGGACUUGCCGGUCAUUUUAGAUUCGACUCAUUAACUAUAACAGAUGGAGGAGAGGUAACUGCGGCAGAUGAUGGUGAUGACGCCCUUAGUAACAUCACUAUUACAGCUUAUGAAAUACAUGUUCAAGGUGGUGGACAUCUUCACGCCGUUACUAUGGCACUUAACGUUGGCUCGUUGAUAGUGGAUGAUUUAGGCCAGAUUGUAGCUGAUUUUCACCAGGUCCCUUGUAGUGAUCAUGAUGGCGAUGGAAAAAAUGGAGCCAAUGGCUUCGGGAGUUCAGGUGCUGGUCAUGGUGGCAGAGGAGGCCGUGGUUCGGGUCAGACGAUGACCGGUGCACCUUAUGGACAUUUAUUCGAACCGUACCACAUGGGUUGCAAAGGUGGCGGUCAGCAUGGAGGUAGAGGCGGAGGGACAAUGACUAUAACUGUAACAGAAAAUAUGAAAAUUGAUGGUGAAAUUAGUGCAAAUGGCGAAUCGGCUAAACAAAAUGGAGCCGGUGGUGGUAGUGGCGGAACAAUUUGGAUCAACACGCAAAAUAUGCAAGGAUAUGGUACCAUCUCAGUGAAUGGCGGUAACGGACAUACAUAUGGAUCACAUGAAGGAGGCGGAGGAUCUGCAGGACGUAUGGCAAUAUAUUUUGCUCUAAAUCGAACAUUUUCGGGAUCAUGGCAGGCCUACGGUGGCAACAAUGGCGGUGAAUCAUCGGGUGUAGGUGCAGCAGGGACGGUGUUUUUCUAUCAUACCCGAUAUAUUCACAGGACACUUGUGAUCAAUAAUAAUGGAAAAGGACCGCGAGAGGACGAGAAUGCUAUCGAUGAUUAUACAAAUUUAUCUGAAGAUGAAAGUCGGACUUGGCUAUUGCCGGCAUCAGGGCUCCAUGAUUUUGCUGGAGAUUUUAAUUACUAUUUUGAAGAAUUACAAAUAUACGGAAGUGCACAUCUUGCCGUCUUAACCAAUCCACCAAAUUCACCCGCUACGUUAUACUUUGAAAAUAUGAUUGGUGAUCGCAGUGGUACAGUCCAUAUUGGAAAGAACCAAACUAUGGAUCUAUAUAGAGAGAAACUAGACUUGCCCUUCAACGUGAGAGUAUACCGGGAUGGCAGACUUGGACUAGCGCCAGAAACUAUUGUACAUGAUGUCACAAUUUACCUGGAUGGUGCCUUGGAUUACGUCGAGAGUCUGACAUUGCAUCAUGGUGGAAGGUUUUGGUUGAAUCGAGAUGGUCAUACUGGUAAUCUUUCUUCGGCAUCUUACGAGUUUGACACGGUCCAUGUACAAACUGACGGCUAUAUACACAUGGUAUCUGACGCUGUACAUGAAUCUGGAAUUAGAUUUACCACUCGCAUACUGCACAUAGAUGGUGGAGGUCUUGUAGAAGGAACACAUUUGUACAUGCAUUCAGAAAACAUUACAGUUGACUCUGGAGGAGUUCUUCGCGCAGAUGGAUUCGGAUAUGCCGUUUCUCAUGGAGGUAGUACCAACUCCGAUGGAAGUCUUCGUGUUGGUAUGCACGGUAUAAUUAACUUUGGGCAAGGAUUUACCGGUGCCGACGGGGCGUCCGGGGCAGGACACGGCGGGAGUGGUGGUCAUGGAAAAGGGGUGAGCAAAACCGGAAAACCAUACAGUAGCCUAUAUGAGCCUGAGGAGUUUGGAAGCGCUGGUGGUGGAACAAAUGGUGGUCCAGGUGGUGGUAGAAUAUGGUUUAAUGUUACCGACACCAUUGAUAUUGAUGGUAUAGUUUCUGCAAAUGGAUUGAAUGGAAAUGGUGCAACCAGUGGCGGAGGUAGUGGAGGGAGUAUUUGGAUGCAUUGUAAUGCAAUCAGAGGCUACGGCACAAUUUCUGUAAAUGGUGGUAACGGUGCGACGCAUGGAGGGGGUGGAGCAGCAGGCAGAAUUGCCAUGUACUUUAAGCAAAACUACACGUUCAGUGAUUUUACAUACGAGGCUCAUGGUGGACAUCCUGGGUCUGGAUGUGUUAGUGAAUGCGAAGGUGGUGGUCCUGGCACUAUAUUUAUCUACCAUCAAUUAGAAGACCAUCGUAGUCUUUACGUAGAAAAUAAUGGCUUGCAUCCACGUACGAAGUCUAUUGAUUGGAAUAACCUGGAUGACGAUGGUUGUCGCGCUUGGAUUCUUCCACUAUCUGGCUCUCAUGAAUUUGCUGGUAGUAACCAUGAUUACCAUUUUGAAGAGCUACAAAUAUUUGACGGCGCUCAUUUAGCUGCGCUCACUCCCAAUGCAACGUUAGAUACGCUUGCUGGAUGGUCUAGGGUACAGUUCAGUCAAACAUCCACAAAGAUACUCACAUUUCAUUUUAUACACAUGAUCGGAGAUAGAACAGGAACUCUUCAUGUUGCGGACCAACAAGAGAUGGAUUUAGAACGACAGGAAAUCGAUCUACCAUUUAAUGUACAUGUUUAUCAUGACGGUCAUCUAGGUUUAGCCCCAACCACUGUUAUUCACGAUGUGGAGAUCCACCAUGCUGGCACAUUAUCCCAUGUGAAAAAUCUAACUUUACACCACGGUGGAUUCUUUUGGAUUAAACAUAGUGGAAGAACAACGGGACAACCACCAAGUAAUUGCGAAUUCGAUUUUGUUCUAGUUCAAGAUGAUUCGUCAAUAAAGGCAGAAACUGAUCCAAUUGAUGAACCUGGAAUAACUUUUAAAACCAUUGGAAUAGUUGUAGAAGGAGGGGGACUUAUUCAUGGUACACGUAUGACAUUCCUAUCCACUAACGUCACCGUAGACGCUGGUGGCGUGAUUAUGGCAGAUGGUCUGGGUUACAAGUCAAUUCAUAGUAACGACACACACGGAAAACUCUCACUACAUGGUGAUGUCAAUCCCGGAUCUCCAGACGCGACGAAUGGACACUGUUCGGGUGCAGGACAUGGUGGAAGUGGUGGAAGAGGGUCAUCCCCUCAGUCUCAUGGAGCAGGACUUCCUUACGGGGAUUUGUAUGAACCAUACGUUUUUGGAAGCUCGGGGGAAAUAUGUAGCAAUGGCGCACAUGGAGGUUCCGGCGGUGGAAUCAUUUGGAUGAAUGUGACAGACACUAUGUUAAUUGACGGAAAAAUUACAGCAAAUGGCGGAUUUGCUGUUACCAAUGGCGGUGCUGGUGGCAGUGGUGGUAGUAUAUGGGUGUAUACUCACACCAUUAAAGGGUAUGGGAAGUACGAAGUUAAUGGUGGAAAGGGUUCUACGAAAUCUAGUGAAGGAGGCACAGGAGGAGGUGGAGGAGGAAGAAUGGCGAUGUACUUCGUCAACAAUGAGACAAUGUCGGGAUUUGAUUAUCAUGCUAGAGGUGGUGUUGGUGGUGGUAGUGGCGAACAUCAGGCAGAGAACGGAGGUGCCGGAACAAUAUUUCUAUAUCAUUUGGUGCAUCAGCACAGAACCCUUAUCAUUGACAACGGUGGGCGAGAACCAUUGUCAACUCCGUAUACUAUUCACAAAAAAAUAGGCAUAACUGAGGAGGUUCAUCUUGUUGACGAUUAUAAUGACCUUAGUACAGAUAGUUGUAGAACUUGGAUUUUACCACAAUCAGGUCGACAUUUCUUUGCAAAUGGAACAUAUGACUAUCAUUUUGAAGAACUUCAGAUAUACGGGUCGGCAAAUUUGGCUAUAUUAACUCAUCCAGUUAAUAGUAAUGCUACACUUCACUUCAGACAUAUGAUAGGAGACAGAUCAGGUACUGUGCACAUUGGAAACAAUCAGAAACUUGAUUUAAAACGUCCAGACAUUGACCUGCCAUUCAAUGUAAUAGAAUACCCUGGUGGUUAUCUAGGCCUUGCCCCAUACACUAUAGUGCACGGAGUAAGCAUUUGGUUAGACAGUGUCCUAGAUCAUGUUGAAAACAUAACGCUUCGACGCGGAGGGCUUUUAUGGAUGAGAGAUGGGGGAUAUACAGCAGAAAAUGAUCCUAACUAUUAUACAUUUAACGAUGUAAAGAUACAAAAUGGCGGGAUGAUUCUCGGCGUCACAUCCCCAAUAAUUGAGCAAGGUAUUUAUUUGACUACGCAAGUGCUGUAUAUAGAAGGAGGGGGGCAAUUCCACGGAACAAGACUCUCGGUGACAUCCGAAAACAUCACAAUUGACGACGGUGGACUCUUGGAUGUCAACUUUGAGGGAUUUGCUGUUAAACAUUCCAUCGACAAAGAAUAUGAAAUCAAUCUUGGUAAAGGUUUUGAUGGAUGCAGUGGAUCAGGGUCCUCAGGAGGAUCUUCGGGCGCCGGCCAUGGAGGAACCAGCGGAAAGGGUACUGGGACUCGUUUGACUGGGCAACCAUACGGAAAUAUGUACGAGCCUUAUGACCAUGGAAGCUCUGGUGGCGGGACUGAAGGUGGUUCUGGUGGAGGUACAGUGUGGAUUAAUGUCACCAACGUACUUCAUCUAGAUGGUGAAAUCAGUUCCGAUGGAGAAUCUGUAACUGGUUGUCAUGGAGGUGGUAGCGGUGGCAGUAUUUUUAUAAAUUGUAAUCUGAUGAAAGGUACUGGUAACAUCACAGCCAACGGUGGGCAUGUUGAGGAAACUGGUGGAGGUGCAGGUGGUGCCGGAGGACGCAUUGCUGUAUAUUUGUGGUCCAAUUUAACAUUCAUAGGAUCAUUCCAAUCGUUUGGUGGUGCUGCUAUCAAUGUUGAUGAAUCACAUAGACAUGGUGGUCCUGGAACCGUUUUCUUGUAUCAUCUGUACUAUGAACAUCGCACUUUACUAAUUGACAACAACAUGCUACAUGUCCCUGAUGCUGAUGAUAUGUGUGAUUCAAACCCACUCGACCAUUCUGAUAUCAGUACAGAUUCAUUUAAGGCUUGGAUCCUUCCCCAAGCAGGAGAACAUUUCUUUGCUAAUGGACAGAGAGAUUAUCACUUCGAAGAAUUACAAAUAUAUGGAAAUGCUGAGCUUGCAAUUCUUACAGAACCUUAUGACCACGGAGCGACGUUAUUCUUCCGUCACAUGAUUGGUGAUCGGACGGGUAAAGUACAUAUUGGUCCGAACCAGGUAAUGGAUUUGAAACGGCCGUUUCUUGAUAUUCCGUUCAGUUCUUACGUAUAUGAAUUUGGGUAUCUAGGCCUUGGUUCAGAGACCAUUCUCAGUUAUGUAUUUGUACACCUCGAAGGUACAAUGGAUCAUGUCAAUAUUUUGACAAUGUAUAAUGGUGCUACUAUGCGCAUGCUCAACACUUCAUCUACUAAUAUGCUGCCACCACUUCGGUAUCGCUUCAAUAAAACUGUCACUAUAAAGGCCGACUCUUAUAUGCUCACAUGUGGGGAACAUGCGCACGAGUAUCAAUACAAGUUGGAUACAGAAACUCUGGUUGUUGAAGGAGGAGGCGCAAUUUAUAGUAAACAUUUGAAAAUUGAAAGUACCGAUAUGGUGGUUGAUGAUGGUGGUCGAAUUGACGCAAAUGAUGGAGGUCAUUUACCUGGAAGAGGUCGAGCCCCUGGUGUGUCCAACGGUCAUUGGGCUAGUGGGGCCUCGCAUGGGGGACUUGGUGGAAGGGGUGCGUGCGAUGGAAUCUUUACCUGUCGUCUGAGGCGUAACCUUCCCUAUGGAAAUACAUUGUAUCCAAUGGAUUUCGGAAGUGGCGGUCAUGGUACUUCGGCUGGAAAAGGAGGAGGCAUUCUUGAAAUUGAAGUUGAAAAUAUAUUACGUGUGGACGGCCAUAUAUCGGCGAAUAGUGUUGAUUCGAAGCAAACCGGAAGUAGUGGUGGCAGCGGUGGUAGUAUUUUGAUAACAACAGGCGCCCUCACAGGUGGUCACACUGGAGCAUUCGAAGUAACAGGGAGUGCUGGUGUCGGAACUGGAGGAAGCGGAUCUGGUGGUCGGAUCGCAAUCUACCACACAAGCAACGUCACUCAUGAUUUCUUUCAGGGAGCUUUCAACAUACAUGGCGGCACAGUCAGAGCGCCAGCAGAAUCCGGGGCUUCUGGAACAGCGUACCUCAAGCACAUGGACACUGAUCAUGAAACGCUUAUUGUUGACAACAAUGGACGUAGCCCCAUAGAUGACCAAGUUGAAAACAUUGGAAGACGGCUGGAUCUCACAAAUCCUAAUGCUAACCACAGAACUAAUAGUUUCACGUCUUCAUCUGGAAUUACAAUUACAACCAGCAGAUCCCCAUACAAUAACGUAUACUAUCCACACUAUUACUGGCUUCAAUAUCUGUUUGAUCAAACUUUUAAUUCUGGUCAUACAAAUUACUAUUUAGCAUCAUCGUCAACUGCUACAUUGACUGUUGAUUUUAGUAUCGUUAAGUUCAUCAAUGUUUUGCGGAUUUAUCCAGUCUGCAGAUAUCCAUCUAAAUUCCGAGUGCGAGCAGAACAUCUUGGUGAUACGAGUUAUCUAACUAGCGAUUAUAUACAGCCAAGUUUAAAGUGCAAAUACGGGAUGUACCUAGAAUUGCCAGUACGCCGUAACAUUAAUAAGGUGAUAGUGGAAUUGGUGGCUACAAAUACGUAUGCAGGGUUAUCUGAAAUUGAGAUAUUUGAAGAUGGUACAUAUGGAUAUGACAGAUAUAAGUUCCGUGAGCUGGAUAGUGCUAGAACUUGGAUAGAACCAGAAACAGGAACCAAAGAAUACAAGUUCGAUCAACUUAGUAUAACUGGUGGUGCGCAUCUUGCAAUAAUGCCAUUGGGGAAUUUGUAUGAUAAUGUUGAUGUAGAAAUUGGAGAACUGAUAGGUGACACCACAGGUUUCAUCCACAUUGGUUAUGCUCAGUCAUUGUAUAUAGAUGUCACUCAUCCUGAUGUACCAUUUAGUAGUCGUAUUUAUGAGUCUGGUCAUCUCCAUCAACCGAAGAGGGCGUUCUUUAAAGGUGUUUCAAUGAAAGCGUCUGGAAAGGUAACUGGGAUAGAAGAUGUUUUCGUUUUUGAUGGUGGGUAUGUCUUCGUAGACACAAACGCCAGUUUUGGAAUCAACAACUCCGAUACGCAGUUUCAUAUGUCAACACUUCACGUGCAAGAUGGCGGUACCUUUGAAAUGUAUGCGUACGAUAAACAUAUUGGUAUGAGUAUUGACGUCCAAAACUUUACGGUAUAUGGAGGAGGCCAUUUCAAGUCAAACGACCGUCUUACUGUAAAUGUUUCACAUUUGAUGGCUGUCUACUCCGGUGGGAAGAUUACGCUAGACCAUGGUGGUUAUGAGACUGUUGAAAACAGGGGGUUAGGAUUUAACCCAAAUGAAGGCCCAGGACAAGGAUAUGGUGCUACCUCGGGAGGGAGCGGUGGUGGACAUGGCGGUAGUGGUGGAAGAGGGAGUGGACAGUCCUCUGUUGGCUUGGCGUACGGUUCUAUAUAUGAACCUGUUGAUUACGGAAGUAACGGAGGCUAUGGUCAAAAUUACGGACAACUCUAUUUUGGAGAGGAACAAUAUGGAAAUGCAUAUAUCCGUAGAGAUAUUGGAGGACGAGGAGGCGGCGCCCUUCAUGCAACUGCACGUCACAUGAUACUCGAUGGUAGAAUAUCAGCGAAUGGUGAAGAUGCUGACAGUCAAUAUUCUGGUGGUGGGUCAGGUGGAUCAAUUUGGAUAGAAUGUGAGGAAUUUGAUGGUUAUGGCAUAAUUUCUGCGAUUGGAGGUGAUACUAAUGCCGGUGGUGGCGGCGGCGGGGGAGGCCGGAUAGCUGUAAGUUACCAUGACAAGAAAAAUUGGAAUGGAACUAUCUUUGCGCAUGGAGGUAAUAGCAAUACUGAAGUCGGUGGAUCUGGAACAAUUUACUUACAAAAGUACCACUUUGAGAGUAAAGUACCAAUCCAUCGAAUACUCAAGAUCAACAAUAAUGGACUACCCUAUCCAAAGUCUCCUGACAAAAGUGAACCACUUCGACAUCUACUGGAUGGAAAAUAUGAAGACAUCAGUAAAGCCGGUGGAAUUACGUGGUUAUGGCAUAACUCAAAUGACUACUACUUUGACGAGUUCCAUCUGCACGGAAAUUCGCACGUAGCUGUCCUUAGCAACACAACAUCAGACAAUGUAGAAUGUCGUGGUGGCGGUUUUUACGGUGACAGAAGUGGGGUCAUUCACAUUGGACAAAACCAGACUGUGUCAUUUAAAUUUGUUGACAUAUAUUUUGCUGCCAAUGUAUUCCUGUACAGAUAUGGUCAAUUUGAACUGCCACCAAGACUAAGCUUGCGUGACGUCUGGAUGGAGAUAAAUGGAACUCUUGCAGAUAUCGAAGAUUUCAAUGUAGACUCUGGUGGAGAACUUUAUUGGUGGUCAUAUGGAAGAUCUCGAGACCAACCAACCGGUACAUUCCAUGCAGUUAAUAUGACAGUGCGAGCGAAUGGAAAAUUUGAGCUUCUGACUGUAGAUGGUGGUAAUAUGAUGACGUUAAAUCUGACAGAUUUUCAAGUGAAAGGAAGUGGUUACGUGAGGACGAAUCAACUGCAUCUCAUAGCAACCAACUUAACAGUUGAUGUUGCAGGUGAUAUGCAUGCUGAUUUCGGUGGGCAUUCUCCUGGUGCUGGUUCAGGUAGUGGCAUGGCUAAAUCAGGUAGCCUAGAGUCAGGUAGUGGUGGUGCACACGGUGGCCGUGGAGGUACAACAUUAAAUGGAAUUUACUCCUCAUUUGCUUAUGGAUCACUUUACGAACCAAUUACAAUGGGAAGUGGAGGUGGUUAUGGAGGUUCUGGAACAGCUGGAAAUGGAGGCGGCACAAUGCUACUUGAGAUAUCUGAUGAUAUGCGAAUAGAGGGCAGUCUCCAUGUUAACGGUAGAGAUGGAUCUGGUAAAACUGGAGGCGGGGCCGGUGGAAGUAUCUUAGCUUAUGUAGGACAUCUUGAUGGAAGUGGAAUAAUACAGGUUAAUGGUGGCUCAGGCUAUUCAUCCGCUGGUGGUGGUGCAGGUGGUCGAAUGGCUAUAUAUUCUAAGCGAGAAAACAACUUCAAUGGUGAAUAUCAAUCUUAUGGUGGCUUUAGCAAUGGCAAAGUAAAAGCUGGUGCAGGAACUGUGUUUCUUGAGGAUUUAUCCAACCCCGAGCAAUUUAAGAGGAAACUAUUUAUUGAUAACGGCGUGAUUAAUGACUCCAACAAACCAUCUCGAUUUGAAAAAUAUUCAGUUUUAAAUAUGAAAGGAAAUAACAUCGGUUAUACUUCAAGAACAUAUACAACAUACUCCGGUGUAACUGCCUCUACUACCGGUACACCGUAUUAUUAUUAUAAUAAUAAUGAAUGUAAUUUUAAAAACGUCUUUUCUGGAAGUAGUUCUUACUAUUGUACAAACAAUAACGCUCCUACCAUCAACAUUCAAUUGCCAUUUAAGCUGUAUGUACAUGCAUUACGAAUUGAUCCUGUCUGCGGUAGAACGACAUCUUACAAAGUCUCAAGUCUGGUCGCAGGUGAUACUGUGGUUCACACACCUGGUUUCGUUGAUACAACUGGCUGCCAAUCUGAUAUUGGUGACGGCAGACAAUUGUACGGUGUGACAUUUAUUGAUCGAUACAUUGACACGAUAAAAGUGGACCUUUCUUCACCUCAUAUGGUAUAUCUCAAUGAAUUAACCAUCUGGAUUAAAGAAUCACCUGAGGAAUCCAACCAAAUGUCGUAUACAUCAUUAUCAGAAUCUGUCAUCGUUGCUGAAGAGGAGGAAAUGCACAAUUUUGAGUUUGAAGAGAUUGAAAUUCGCGGAGGAGGAUCACUCGGAGUUACUUCUAAUACAUCAAGUUUAAGAGUACAUUCCAUCAAGGGCGAUGCACAUGGUUGGUUGACGAUUCGGAACUCCCAGAUUUUUGAAGCAACUAUGGAACGAGCCUUACUUCCAUUUUCGAUACUUACAUACCCUGAUUCUGAUAUUACUCUACCUACAGUACUUGAUUGCAAGAGAGUUGACUUAAUCAUUCAUGGAGGACUUCAUGAUGUGGAACGACUUACUAUCAGCACUGAAUGCCAAGUAACUUUAGAACAUGAACAUGACAUUCGAUUUAACAUCAAUCACCUUGAUGUUAAAACUUUUGGUGAUCUCUAUAUUAAUCAUAAUAGUUAUGGUGAGACAUUGAUUACAGGCACAACGCUGAACAUUCGUAGCGGUGCUAAGUUGUUAUCUAGUGACCUCAGCCUGCAUUUUACCAACGUCAGUAUUGAGCCAGCAGCUCUUGUAACAACGAAACGAAAUUCUGUAACACAGAAGUUGAUACGUGCUCAUGGAAAUGGAUUGGGAUCUGGUGUGGGAUCCUCAGGUAGUAGCUGCAGUGGUUCAGGAGCAGGCUACGGCAGUAAUGGUGGCCAAAGUGAAGUCCAACCAAGAGUCGGUAUCACACAUGGCUCGUUUCUGACACCGAAUGAUAUUGGUUCCGACGGCGGCUAUUGUAAAUUUCCAUAUCGCGGUGGCUUUGGAGCUGGAAGAAUCUACGUCAACGUCACUGAUACAAUUGUUAUUGAUGGAUUGAUAGAUGCAACAGGUGAUGCUUGGAGAUCUCCGCGCAGUGGUGGCGGUAGCGGUGGAAGUGUAUGGAUUGAAGCAGCAGUUCUCCAUGGAGAUGGAAUUGUAGAUGCCUCUGGCGGGGAUGGACAUGGUCAAUAUGGCGGAGGUGGAGCCGGUGGAAGGAUUGCAAUAUAUUAUGGAAAUAAUCAUUUUAUUGGUGAUUUCAUAGCUGCAGGUGGAGAACAUGGGUAUGAAACAGGUGGACCUGGUACUGUUUAUCUUCAUAAACUUCAAGUAAUGAAUGGUUCACGUUUACUAGAUGCAACCAGCAAAGAGGGUCAGAUAACUCACGACUCAAAUGUGACAGAGCCACUUACUAACAGGACGCUGUAUAUCAACAACCUUGGUCGUAAGCCAAGAGCAAAAGCGAAGAAUUUAACAGACAACUACUCUGAUUAUUCCUUAGCAGCCGCGAUCACGUGGUUGAUCCCAGUUGAAAGAUCAGAAUUGGAUUUGUCAAGGAAUGAUUGGAGUCAUAACUUUACUGAAGACAUCAUUAUAGAUGAGCUCCACGUGUAUGGUGCGGCACAGGUGGCAUUCAUUGAUCCGCAGAAUCCAUCUGGAUUCAUGGAUAUCAGAAUUGGUACCGCUAGAGGAGAUCGCACUGGACGUCUGAACAUUGGCUUCAACCAAUCCUUGUACAUGGCAAAUGCUUUCCUACCAAUGAAUGUUGAUGUGUACCGCGGAGGUGUGGCUACACUACAAGGAGAACUUGAAGCGGCAGGUGUGACGAUCAAUGUGGAAGGGGUUUUAGAAAAUGCUGAAAACAUCACUGUCAGUGACGGAGGAACUGUUUACAUGCAUGAGAUGGUUAUGCUCGAUGGCACACACACUGAAACACUCGAUUUCAACGUUAUUCAUAUUAGAAAUAAUGGAAACCUGAUCACUAAAAAUGGUCGGGACCGCAGAACACUCAGAGGCAACUAUAUCCAGGUUUAUGGAGGCGGAACUCUCUCCUCAAUUAAUCUUCACUUGGAGGUUGGUCAUGUGAUUGUUGAUACUAAAGGACGCAUUUCAGCAGACUUUGAAGGAUUUCCAGUUGGAGACAGGUAUGGGGGACGUGGUGGCGGUUAUAAAUAUGGAUCUUAUGGAAGCGGUGGCACUCAUGGUGGUAGUGGAGGUUGUCAGAACUCCAAUCAACUUUCACCAUCAGCAUAUGGUUCAUUUACAGCACCAGUCGAGUUUGGUAGCGGUGGUGGUGGUGAUCCAAAUGUCCAGUGUAGUGGAGGAGGCAUAAUUUCGAUGAACGUAACUUCCGCUUUACAAAUUGAGGGAACAGUCAGUGUCAAUGGACAGGAUGCAUCCUCUGGAAAUGGCGGAGGAGGGAGUGGAGGAAGUAUUCUGGUUAUUGCAAAGAAAUUGGAAGGUUCUGGAAAAUUAGAGACCAAUGGAGGAGAUGGUGGUGGUGGUGGCGGUGGUGGUGGUCGCAUGGCGUUGCACUAUGAAGAAAAUGAUUUUGAUGGAUCAUUCGUAGCCGAAGGUGGGGUCGGUGACUUUGAACAUGGAGCAGCAGGUACGAUCUACCUUAAGAAUACCGGUGACGUAAUUCAUAAGACGUUGAUGGUGUAUAAUCAUUUCCGUUCCGCCAAGAACCAGGCUCGUCGCACAUGGGUCACUUUGCCAGAGGUGUACGAUCCAGAUCAUGACAUCGAUUUAUUGGAUCUUGGGGGUUACGCACAUUUAGAAUUAGAGGCUGUUGACGAUAGUGGUUCUCCAAUCAAAGCCAACCCACCAGAAAGAAAUAUCAACAUAGCUGAUAUAAAGGGCGACUAUACAGGCACUGUUCACUGCGGCGAAUCCGAUAGGCUCACGAUAGCUUCUAAUGCAUCAGCUUUUAUACCCUUCAAUGUCAUGGUGUAUGAGAAUGGAAGUAUUUCUUUACCCGAACACAGUUUUCUGCAAACUGUAGAUGUUACCCUGUUUUCUGGUGACGUCAUUGGUGUUAGAGACUUGGAGAUAUCGUAUGAUUCAACUCUAACAGUACAUCCUCUAUCGAAGAUCAAUACUGAUUCGCCAAGUAACAUCCAACUGCGGUCACUUGAAAUCCUAAGUGGAGGCGUUGUUGAAUAUCUUGGAACACCCUACACAACACCAAGCAUGAUGAAAAUGAACAUUGAAGGUAGUUUUGCGAUAAGGGGAGGAGCUGAAUUGACAUCUUCGUCAAUUGAAAUUAGAUCUAAUGACAUAACAAUUGACCACGAGGCACUUCUUGACGUCAGUGGAGGUGGAUGGGGCCCAGGUGAUGGGGAUGCACCUGGAAUUUACAAUCCAUCUGGAAGUACUGGUGCUUCUCAUGGUGGUAUGGGUGGAAUGAGUGAGUUUGUAUCCCACUCCAAUCGUGCUUAUGGAAGCUUCAUGGAACCGUCAUCCUUUGGUAGCGGUUGUAGCAGUAAUGGAAAUGCUUGCAAUGGUGGUGGUGUUGCUGUACUGUUCGCACACGCGCACACACUUAUCGAUGGUCGAAUUCUGGCGAAUGGGAAGCAUGCUGAUGUUCUCAGAACAGGUGGUUCAAGUGGAGGAAGUAUUUGGAUUAGUACUGCGUCAUUUUCUGGUAAUGGUCUUAUGCAAGCAAUAGGUGGGGAUGCUACGUGUGUACCGUACUGUAACCGAUGCAACUCUGAACGACGUUGUACAGAGUGUAACAAUAGGAAGUACCUGAGAUCGGCUAAUUGUCUUACUAGGUGUUACCAUGCAACUAAAGAAAAACCUUGUUCAUAUGGGUCAUAUUGUUAUGAUAGAUGGUAUUACGGUGGUAUUGGGUACUACUGUGCCGACGAACAAGGACCGGGUUCCAAGGAAAUCGGCGGAGGCGGUUCUGGCGGUCGUGUUGCGAUACACACUAUUGAUUUUAAUCGCUUUGGUGGUACAAUCCAGGCAUUUGGCGGUCGUAGUGAUAUAGAGGUGGGAGGUCCAGGAACAGUUUACGUUUCAAAUAACAUAUCAGACACAAUCCUUACUAUUGACAACAAUGGAAGAAAGCCUACAAGAUCAUAUCUCUCUUCUGGCUAUGACGUCGCAAGUGAUAGUUCUCGUGCUUAUAUAGUAACUGGUUAUAGUGAUAUGAAUGACAGGUACAAUAUAGCAAAGCUACAGUUAAGAAAUGGAGCACAUCUCGCCUUUGAUCACAGAGGCCUUGAAGAGAAACUGUUUGAUGUUUCUUACAUUGAAGGAGAUGGCUCUGGAAUGUUGCACGUAGCUCCAAUGAUUUCUGUGUCUAUAGACAAUGGAAUGUCACCACUUCCUAUAGGAUUUAGGGUUUACGAGGAUUCUUCAUUAUCCAUUCCAAAAGUAACUCAACUAGGUGAUGUUGAUCUUUCAACAUAUUAUAUCGAAGGAGAACUGGGUGGAGUUAAGCAAUUAACAGUUGGCCAAGGUAUCAACAUGAUCAUAGGGGAACAUGGAAAAUCAUCUGGUUUGAUUGACAAGCAAUUUGCUCUUACACAUCUUGAUAUUCUAAGUGAUGGAGUGGUAUCUUCAUUUUACGCAUCAUCAAAGGAGUUUCAAAAUGAAGAGGAGGAUGAGAAUCGUUUCCCUUCACUAGACAUCAGUCUGGAGGAGUCUUUGCAGAUCCAUCCUGGUGGACGUAUUGAGGGUAAUUGGGUUAAAAUCAAUGCAACAAACGAGAUCGAUAUCGACCCAGCGGGAAUUAUUGACACAACCGGAAAAAGUCCUUACACUGCCAGUGACUCAUUGUCGAGUAGCCAAGGAGCCUCUGGUGGUGGUCAUGGAGGCAGCGGUGGUCGAGGAACUGGACUAAAUGUUGCUGGUGAACCGAGAGAUGACAUUUUUAACCCAGAUCAAUUUGGACGUGCUGGUGGUAGCAGCGGAAACUCGAAUGGAGGUUCUGGUGGCGGUAUAAUAAAUCUAGUAUCAAACGUGAUCAAGAUUGAUGGUAGCGUGCUGUCUAAUGCAGAUAACACAACAUGUGCAUCGUGCGGUGGAGGAAGUGGUGGAACCGUUUUGAUCCAUACCAACAAGUUGGAUGGACAGGGUGAAAUAUCAGCAACUGGGGGAUCGGUGGUAGCUUAUUCGUCACAAGCAAAAAGGGGAGGAGGGGGAGCUGGUGGUCGCAUAUCAAUUAAUUUAUAUAUCGAUAAAUUUACCGGCAUUUUCAGAAUCCGGGGAGGCUCCAGUUUUUUGGAACCAGGUGGUGCAGGAACAGUUGUCCUAAGUAAUGCUAAAACCGAAGAAAAUCGCAUGGUUGUUGACAAUGAAUUUAUAGGCUCACCACUUGAUGGAGAUAUAAAUUAUCCAGGUGUCAUUGGAGACCACUCUGGCCGUGAUACUGGUCGUACAUGGAUUCUGCCACCUAGAGAAGCAUUAGAGUAUGAAUUUGCUGUACUUGAUGUCAAGGGGGGUGCACACCUUGCACUCUACAAACAUACAGAAGACGAUACGCAGACUAUAAAUAUUAUAGAGAGCAAAGGAGAUUCUACAGGCAUGGUACAUAUAGGACCACUACAGGUGAUGCGAAUCGGUCUACCACCAUCAAACCCACGAUUGAUGUGGGGUUUGUUGUUGUACUCAAAGGGAGAGCUCGACAUGCCAGAGCAUCUGGAGAUUUUUGGAGUUACAGUAACUCUAGAGGGAGUGAUCAAAACAGUUCGUGACAUUAGCGUUGGUUUUGGUGGGAAGCUCAUAAUAAGCGGUUCUUAUUUAAAAGCUGAUAAACUCUCAAUUGAUGUCAACAAUUUUGUAAUCGAAGAAUUGGCAGUGAUGGACUUAAAUGAAGUGGAACACGAUGGUGGAAUUGGUGGAGGAACAAAUUCUGCUGGUUCUGGUCAUGGUGGUAUGGGAGGUAGAGGAGAUAACAAUCAUGGUGCCGGCCGUUUUUAUGGAAACUUAUUUCAUCCUGAUAUGUUUGGAUGUGGUACUGGAGACGAUGAACAUCGAGUGGGAGGAGGUGGUGUUCUACUGAUAAAAUCAACAUUGAUCCAAAUUGAUGGACUCAUACAAGCUGAUGGUGGUGAUGGAACUACUGGGCACGGAGGAGCUAGCGGUGGCAGCAUUCUCAUAUUAUGUUCCCAGCUUCAUGGGUCAGGUACUAUCCAAGCUAAUGGUGGCAAAGGUUCUCCCAAUAGUGGAGGAGGCGGCAGCGGAGGUCGGAUUGCUGUUUAUAAUCAUAACAGUACAUUUGAGGGACUUGUUACCUCUUUUGGGGGUAGUAGUUCAUCUUGGGAAGCUGGAGCAGCUGGAACGAUUUACAUUUCAUCAUCGUCUGACCCAGCCAGUUCAAAUCUCAUUAUUGACAACAAUGGGCAAUUUCCAAAUGAGAAUACCAUCGCAAAUUAUGACGACUUUAGUAUUCUUGGUGGAAUGACAUGGCUAUCAGUACCUGAUUUCACUGAAGAGGUUGAAGUGGGCAAGCUCACAAUCAGAGGAGGUGCUCACCUGGCAUUGGAACCUUCUGAUAAUACCAUCAAAGUUGAUAUCCUAGAACUCAGCGGAGAACUAGUGCAAGAUAGUUCCCGUUACGGAAGUCUUCAUGUUGGUCCUGGACAAACAAUCACAAUCACAAAAUCAAGGUACUACCUACCCGUCAAUCUUAAUGUGUACAGUGAAGGUGCUCUAUAUUUGCCAGAAAGAGUGAUGCUACACUCGACCACAAAUAUUAUAAGUGGAACCCUUGGUAUUACUAGUGAUAUCUCGAUCAGCUCCGGAAAGCUAAUAUUAAACAAAGACGCUAAGUUUCUUGAUAAAAGAAAUAGAGAAUUUGUUUUUGAAACCAUGAACAUACAGGCCGGAGGGUCAGUUGAAAUGACCAGUACAGACCUAAAAUAUAAUUUGCAUUUGGAAGAAUUUUCUGUUGCAUCGGGAGGAAGAAUUUAUGGACGAAACCUUGAAAUAGCUGCAGCAAAGAUAUAUAUAGCUGAAGGUGCAGAAAUUAAUCUUGAUUAUGCUGGUUCUAAAUUCAUAAAAGAUGGUAUAUAUUGCGGAGGAUCUGGUGGUAGUCAUGGAGGUGUUGGUGGCAAAGGGUCUAGCAGCAUUUGUACAAAUCCCUCUUAUGAUAACAUUGCAUCUCCUACAAUGUUUGGUCAGGCUGGAAGCUGUGAGUCUUGUAACGAUGGUGAUGCACCGGCCGGUGGCGGUGCUCUACACAUUGCGUGCAACAACCUAAACAAUAAAGGAAGAAUAUCGGCACGUGGGCAAGAUGCAUCUGCUAUACCACCUGCAGAACAAUCUGGAGGUGGAGCUGGUGGAAGUAUUUGGAUUGAAGUAACUGACACUUUCAUAAAUUCAGGUAACAUUGAUGCCAGUGGUGGAAAUGGGGAUAUGGAAGGGUCUAGUUACCGAGGUGGCGGUGGUGCUGGUGGUAUAAUAUCAAUUAAUAGUGUUCAGACCAUCAUGAGUGUAAAUCCAACGGCGUGCGGAGGCCAAGGGUAUGAAAACGGUGCUGCUGGAUUUGUAUACCAGAAAUCUGUUGCCAACGAAGAGGAAAAUACAAAGCUUGUCGUAAACAACUGUGACUUCAAAUCAUCCCAGUCGUCAACCCUUACGUUUGGCCCUGAUAUCGACUUCAUUAGCAUCAAGAGCCUAGAUAUUGCGCACGGUGGUUCAUUGGUUCUAAAUGAUCGAGCAAACUCAGAGAAUAUAUUGACAUUUUGUUAUGAAUUUGUAACAGGUGACAGGUCUGGUCAGUUAUAUAUUGGUAAUCGAAUACAUGCAUACAUUUUAAGUACAGAUUCGGUCUUUUGUACUAAUAUUCAGCACGCAGAUGAAAUAGAUCUGCCGAUAUCUAUAGAAAUAAACGAAUUAGCUCUUGUAAAAUUACCUCCUAAAGUAACUCUGCGCGACGGUGUCAGAAUAGAAGUUUGCGGAAGCCUUGCUGGAAUGGAUUCCGGAGAACUGAAUGUUUUCAAUGGAGGAGCAUUUGAAAUCAGCUAUCCGGCACAUUCUUAUGAAGAUGACAUAGGUACAUUUAGAAUUGGACAUCUGGGUAUAUUAUACCAAGGAAUAAUGAAAGGUUCACUAAUUUGCAGAAAUGAACACAACAGCCCAAUGGUCAUCGAUGCAGACACAUGGAAAAUAGGUUAUGGGUCACAAUUUACAAAUAACACAUUUGUGAUUUCACCCAAUACUAACCUUAUACUUCCAGCUGUUGAAGAUCCUUUAGAGAUUACGGACUGUUUGAAAAACAAAACUCUUCAUCUCAACGAGCAUCAGUCUUGCUAUUUAUCAAAUGAUGUUCAUAUAUAUGAUGAAAUAACAUUAGAUGCUGGAGCCGAGAUAAUUGUUAGGCAAGGUGACUGUACGAAUCACACAUUCUCUUUAUUUGUUGGAAAUUUAAGUUUAGAUUUUGGUGCUACAAUCAAUGCAAAAGGUAAAGGGCAACCUUCGACUGAGGUACAUGCCUCGCGCGGAGGUAGCCAUGGAGGACUGGGUGGAGGCCAAACAGAUUCCAACUACUUGUAUGGCAGUAUACCGCAACCAAUGGAGUGUGGUCAAGCAGGUAAUGGAGGGAAUGGAGGUGGACAGAUUAAGAUCAACGUUAUUGACACCUUUCACUUGGAUGGCGUGGUUGAUGCAGGCGGUGCUGAUUCACAUUCUACCGGAGGAGGCAGUGGAGGUAGUAUUUACAUCACAGCUCAUACAUUAACUGGACAUGGAAAACUUCAGUCUAUUGGGGGGUCAGGUCAGUCCAACUCAGGAGGCGGUGGUGGGCGAAUUGCUGUUCAUGUGUCGGAAAUGAAAACGUUCUUUGGUGAAAUGGAUGCUAAAGGAAGAGCUGGUGGAUCAGCUGGUACAAUUUUCAUUCAGGAAAAAUCCAAUACAGACACUCACACUAAGCUUAUAGUGAAUGGACCUUGUGAUCAGCCAACAGUGGUAUCAUCUUCAUUACUUGAAAACAUAACUGCCCUAAGUGAAAUGCACAUAAACGCAUCUGCGCAUAUAAAAAUUUCCACGGACCUGGAAGUAAACACUUUGUAUAGUGAUUCAUCUGGCGUAAUGGACAUCACAGGGGCAUCAGUAGUAUCAAUCACUGAGUUUGGUGACAGUGUAAGAGGAGCAAAAUGUAGUUUCAAUGUAAUGUCUGAUUGCACACUGCAUAUGCUUACAGACAUGGACCUUAUAAACGGGGGAGAAAUAUUAUCAUUAGUUGUUGAUGGCCUUCUUAGCAGUAGCAAAGUAUCAGUUGGUAAAAGUUGUUCGGCCAGAAUUGGAUCUACCGGUCAAAUUCAAGCAGAUUACAUUUAUUUAGGUGAUCAUGCCCGCAUGGAUGUAUCUCCCGGUGGAAGUAUUGGCCAAAUGGAAUCUCCUGGAGAAUUUCAAUUUGAAGAAGUGUUCUUGGCUGCUUCUUCGAUUUUGACAUUUAACGAUGAAGUAGUUAAAGUAGAAUGCAGUGCUUUAACUCUUUCGUAUGGAUCAUUGAUUCAAGGUGGAGAACGUCUUAAAAGAAUUCUGUUUAUGGUAAAUACAGCAAAAAUUGAAACGGGAGCAAAAAUAGAUGUUAACGAACGUGGAAAUGUGAGUGGAAUUGGAACGCCUGGCAACACUGCAUCAGGUGCUAGCUAUGGAGGUGUUGGAGGUGUAAUUUCAGGAGAACCAGGUACAGCAUAUGGCUCAUUGUCACUUCCAUCGGAUGUAGGAAGUGGCGUUGAAGGGUCAAGGGGUGGGGGUGUUUUACAGAUGUUUGUCAGUGGAGUGUUGACACUUGAUGGUGUAUUGACAGCAACAGGACAAGCUGCACAGUCUCUGUUAUCGGGAGGAGCAGCCGGUGGUAGUGUGUAUGUAAAAUGUUUCAGCAUAUAUGGUAAUGGAUAUAUCAGUGCCAAUGGAGGUGAUGCUUCUGAAAAUAGUGGUGGAGGAGGAAGUGGUGGGCGAAUUGCAAUCGAGUCAAACAAUAUCAAUGACUUUCAUGGUGUUUUGACAGCUAUUGGUGGAAAUGGAAAACAUGUUGGAGCUGCAGGAUCCAUUUAUACUCAAACAUAUGGUGUAGGAGCAGUAUUGGAAAUUGAAAUUACCGUAGAUAACAAUAACAGAUUUACUGAAUUUAAUACAAUACUACCGCUUGUAAACAACGAAAUUGACUUUAAACUCAAUUGUAUUAGACACGGAAGAGUGGAAUUUCUGACUAAUACUAAUCAGCUUGUUACAAUAACCGAUUUGAUAGGUGACAGAACUGGUUUUAUUUUGGUAAAAUCUAAUCAAGUUUUAUCAAUUGCUGAGGAUAAAGGAGCGGUCGAACCGUAUUCUAUGACAACAGCGUUGUAUGUAGAAAAGAGUGGUCAAGUAAACCUUGCUGGUAGUGUCAACUUCCAGUCAAUCACGCCAGAUCAAGUUUCUCUUCAUCUUAUGGGUGUAUUGCAUGGUGUAACUAAUUUUAGAAUUGGAACAAAUUCAAAGGUUAUUAUAACAAAUGAUGCAAGUACAGCAGGUAAACGAUUCAAAGAUCCUUCUGGUGAAUUUACAUUUGAUGAACUUCAUGUCUACGGAUCUGGAUCAUUAAAAUUAUUCAACAAUGGUACAAAGAUAACUCUAAAUAUUCUGAAGGUUAUUCACCUUCGAUAUAUGGCUAUAUUGCAAUCAGAUUGGCUACAACUGGAUGCAGAAAGUGUAGAGAUUGAUUUCGGUGGAAGUUUGACUAGUGACGGUGGAGGUUACACAUCUAACAAUGGACCUGGUCGUGGACAAUGGGAAUCAGGCAGUGGUUCUGGUGGAAGCUAUGGAGGUUGCGGAGGAAAAGGAAAAUCUGGUGUGGAACCAUCAACCUGUUCAUAUGGAAGUCUGUAUAACAUAUACGAACGAGGUAGUGGUGGCGGUAGUCAAGAUGGAACAUCUGGAGGUGCCGGUGGUGGUAUAAUUACACUUCAUGUCGGUAAUCUUCGGGUAGAUGGUACGAUCAGUUCUAGUGGAACAAAUGGUAUAAAUUAUUCAGGUGGUGGAAGUGGUGGAUCUGUCAUUCUCAAUAUCAAGUAUUCAUUCAUUGGAUCAGGAUAUAUCAAUGUGGUAGGUGGAGACGGUGGUAUCAGUGGAGGUGGAGCCGGAGGAGGUGGACGUAUAGUUACCCAGGAGGAAUCCACGUCACUUUUCAUUGGGUCAUUUUUGGUUCAUGGUGGAUCGAAUCAUCAAAGCCAAAGUCAUCCAGGUGGAUCCGGAACAUAUUACAAAAUUGAGAUUAUCGAUCGUUUGAAGUCAACUUCGCUUUUCAUAGAUAAUUCCAAAAUAAAUCAGGAUGGUGAAAUUCCUACCACACUUCUUAAUGAGACUGAAAUUCUUGAACACGAAUUUGAUGAACUUCAUGUCAAAGGUUACCUUCAUUUACAAGUAUCAGGUGAAAACGUAACUGUCAUUGCUAAUCGGUUAUAUUGUGAUAAGGAUAGUGUUAUUUUGAUCCAUGAUACUAUGAAACUUGGAGUGAACGAGCAGUUGAAUGAAACCAUUAUAAGAUGUAGUAUUCAUUUGGAACAGUACGGAGAAUUACGUCUCCCACCAACAGUUACUUUCACUGGACCAAAUAACAAUCUGUCAGGCAUUCUUACAAAUAUAUUUAAUCUUAUAAUCGGUGCAAACCAGAAAGUAACACUCUCUCCAUUUGGAAGAACAUCUCUGAACAUUGGUGGAAGCUAUCGUGUCUCUGCACCAGGCGCUUAUAAAUUCGCAAGUCUACUUGUUGAAACCAAUGGAUGGCUGACAUUACCCAAACCACCAGACAAUCAAACAGACCCAUUGUCAAUUGAUGUCUUGGAGUUAGAAUAUGGCGCAAGCUUUAUAGCAAGCACUCUUCGAAUGGAAUGCAAUGACAUUCUAAUCAAUCCUGGUGGGGUAUUGAAUCUAAUAGGUGGAGGCGAAAUAGCUGAUAAAGGAAAAGGUGCAGGAAGUCAGUCUGGAGUUAGAGGUACUGGAGCUGGUUAUGGUGGUUAUGGAGGUUACUCGAAGAUCGAUGGCAAUCAGGGUGGCGUAUGGUACGGAUCAACUGAAUACCCAACUCUUUCAGGCAGUGGUGGUGGUACUGGAUCUACAGGUUCCGGAGGUGCGGGUGGAGGUUAUCUUCAUCUAACAAUUAUCGGCAAUCUUCUGUUACAAGGAACCGUUGUCGUUGAUGGAGCUGAAGGUACAGAAGACAGUGGCGGUGGAAGUGGAGGAGGAGUGUAUAUUGCAGCUGCUGAUAUCAAAGGAACUGGUAGAUUGUCCGCCAACGGCGGUGGUAGUUCUGGAAAUGGUGGAGGCGGUGCUGGUGGACGAAUAGCACUUCAUGUUCAAGAUGAGUUGGGAUUUCAUGGAGAUAUUAUGUCUUACGGGAGUGGCCCAGACGAUACCACCGAUGUAGUGGGAGCAUCAGGCUCUGUCUACAUUAAAACAAAACUGGCAGGAAUUCCUGAACAUCGUGUGAUCAUCGACGGUGGAAGAGCCGGCUCUUGUCCGACAUUAUCAGCGACAGUUUUAACAUCGAAAUUUCAAGACUUCAACUUUGAUAAGGUUUCAGUUAAAGGAUGUGGAUCACUUCAGUUUAACGGAAGCCAUAUUGAUAUUCACAUAAGCGAACUUGCUGGUGACAAGACUGGUAUGAUAUAUGCAAAUCAGAUGCAGACCGCGUAUUUAGGAGACUUUGAAGAUGUAAUGGCUCACCUUUUAACGAAGGUUAACAUACAUGUGGACAGUACAGCAACUGUAAUCUUCCCGUAUUCUCUCGUCAUAGAUGGCACAACUAUUCAAAUCGAGGGCAGGUUUGUAGCUGAAAUGGUAUCAAUAGAAGAAAACGGAUUGUUAAAGCUUCACAAUAUAACAACAGCUGGGAGAUUAACUAAGGAAGGAUUUACCGCCAUUGGUGUUCCUGGUUCAUUCUUAUUUUCUAACUUAGUACUUAAGCGAGGAUCCCAACUGGAGAUAGUAAGUACAGGUUUAAAACUUACUACUGACCUGCUUGAUAUCAAAGGCGGAGUAACUUUGGCAUAUGAAUUCGUAAAUAUUACGUCACAAACGUUCAUUCUUGAGAGAAAUGCGGCAAUUGAUGUCACUGGUAUGGCUGCUGAAAACCCCACUCACCCAAGUGCGGGAGUUAACAAUGGUGGUGGUGGUCAUGGUGGACCUGGGGGUGUGGGCUCAGGAGUAAAUCCACCAGCCCCUUCUUUUGGAUCGAUCUACAAUCCUAUUUUUCCGGGAACAAGCGGUAGCUUAGGUGCAAGGGGUGGCUCAUCUAUAUAUAUAUCCGGAAAUUUAUUGAAGAUAGAUGGAUACAUGCUUGCUAAUGGAGAAUCUGUGGAUUCUGGUGGAGCUGGUAGUGGAGGAAGUAUCAUGGUCAUCUGUUACAAGGAACUCCGUGGCACUGGUUUGUUAACAGCUAAUGGAGGGUCUGGUAGCCAAGGUUCAGGCAGUGGAGGUGGUGGGAGGAUCGCAAGCUAUAUUCAUGGAAUCAACAUGUUUAGAGGUCGAUAUGAGGCUGCAGGCGGAAGCGGAACUGGAAGUGGUCCAGGAGGACCUGGUUCAGUCUACAUAAAAACGAAAAUAUCGAACAGUACUACAUGGUAUGAAAAACUAAUUAUUGAUAAUGAAAACCUGCAGACUGUACACUAUUUUACACUUGCAGAAGAAUGGGAAGAUGGCUUUAUAGACGAGAUUGAUCUCAGUAACAAUGUAAUGUUCCAUAUAGAGGUCAAAGGUAACAUUAACACAACAUUCGACAUAAGAAAGGUUGUUGGUGAUGGAACUGGUUUAGUGCACAUUCAUCGGCAACAGACCUUAACUGUUGAGCGUCAGGGGGGAGGGAAUAAUACAGCUAGUAAGACUUAUAUCAACAUCAUGGUUGACGAAGGUGGAACGUUAAUAAUGUCUUCAAAGACACAACUUCUUGGCAUUGGAAACGCACAUAGGGCAUUGGAUCUCUCUGGAAAGCUAGUUGGAGUAAUUGAACUGAUACUUGCAGAAGAUAGGAUUAUGAAAGUUAGCCAAACUGCACAAACAGUUGAGUUUUCAGACACAGGUAACGCAUCAUUUUCAAACAAAGGAGAGUUCACGUUUGGCUCUGUACAAAUGUUUAGUGGGAGUCAAUGGAUAUUUGCCGACAACAUGGGGAGCUCUAUUAACAUUGGUCGUUUAAUGGUUAAAUUUUAUUCAACCAUUUAUGCAGAUUUUUAUAAAGGAACGUUUUCAACAUUGGAUAUUGAGCUCGGUGGCUUAGUGACAUGUACCGGUGAUGCAAGAAUAAAUUCAAAUAAUAUUGACAUCACUACAGGUAGUGGUGCGUACAAUGCAAACGGAGAUGCUGGAGCAGGGCAUGGCAGUUUUGGUGGAAAGGAUUCAACUGGUGCUUCCGGAGGAAUACCAUAUGGAUCUGUUUAUAAACCCAUUAAUAAAGGAAGUCGAGGAAGUGAUGAUAGCGGUGGUAGGGGUGGCGGUACCAUGUACGUUGAAGCUAGUUCGAUCAUCUUAGAUGGGGAAAUAUCAGUCUCUGCCGGAAGCUCGAUAGAUGACAAUCGCAGCGGAGGAAGCGGCGGAAGCAUAUUGAUUUUUUCUACUGAAAUGAAAGGAUAUGGAACAUGUUCUGCUAAUGGUGGAAAUGGAAAAGGCAGAGGUGGUGGUGGAUCAGGUGGAAGGAUCGCCGUGUACACAAACAUAACCAAUGCAUUUAAAGGAACGUUUAUAAGUAUCGGUGGUGAAGGCGCCCAUGCGAAUCCUGGUGGCUCAGGCACAGUAUUUCUGCAAGAACCACACAACUCCGCCAUCUACAAACGAUUGCUCAUUGACAACAGAAAUAGAGAUAUCUUCCAAUAUGUAACAUUAGAUGAAACAAAUACAGACUUUUAUGAAUUUGAUGAGGUGCAUUUGCCACGGAAAUCGUCGCUACAUCUAUCAGAAGCCUCCAACAAGAAAGAGUUAAUUAUACAUAAAGUUUACGGCGAUCGUAGUGGAUUACUACAUGUGCAUUUUAAUCACUCAUUCACAAUCGAAGUGAUUGAAUCAGUCCCUACAGUUAGUAAACCGCCUGUUAAUUUCAUCGUUGAUGAAAAUUCUGAAAUUGUAUUUCCGUCAACACUCUAUGUUAUUGGACAAGGGCUUGAUUCAAAUGACGUUUCAUUUGACCUCAAUGGACGUUUGACUAAUGUCGCACAUUUAUUUAUAAAUCAACAGUCUACAGUUCAAUUUAUGGAGUAUGCACAUACAGCCAUGUUUAGAAAUGGAAAAUAUAAUCUAAUUGAUGAGCCUGGUGAAUUUACAUUUGCCACACUACAAUUACUCAGUGAAUCAGCAAUGAAGUUUUCCCCAGAUGUUGGUAUGAAAUGUAGUGUUACUGAAAUCGACGCUAAAUACGCUGCUGUUAUAUCUGCCGAAUAUAUUGAAAUUCUUACAUCAAGAAUAAACCUUGAGGAAGGAGCAAUUCUGACAUGCUCUGCCGAGGACAGACCCAUGGAUAGUCUUUCUGCAACCUUCGGUAAAGGAACCGAUGGAGCUGUGGGUGCGGGUGCUGGACAUGCCAGCAAGGGAGGAGAUGGAUACGCAUCAUCUAACAUUAUUACUGGUGGCCUCUAUUAUGGUUCGUAUAAAGCAACAGCAACUAGGGGUAGUGAUGGAGGACGUGGAUCAUCGGAUACAGUUGGUGAAGGAGGAGGAUACGUUAAUAUGACUGUAGCAGGAAAAUUCCACUUAGAUGGCAUGAUCAAAGCAGAUGGCUCUCGGGAUACAAAUGGUAAUGGAGGUGGAGGAAGUGGUGGUGGAAUAUCUGUGUCAGCAGUAGAAAUGGAAGGUCAUGGAACUAUUACCUCUCAUGGAGGUGAUGGCAAUGAGAACGGCUCCGGUGGUGGUUCAGGUGGGCGUAUAAGUAUCAUCACGGAAUUAAUCAAUCAUUUUGAAGGUGAAUACAAAGCAUACGGAGGAACAAGUGGCCCAAAUGGAGUUGAAACAUCUGCUGGUGGGCCAGGCACAGUUUAUCUUCAAGAUACACGAACUUAUAAACAAUAUACUCAGUUAUUAGUAGAUAAUCAGCGACGCUCAUGGGAUAUAUACCACACUGUUGAUGAAGCUGGAGUAACCGAAUAUGAGUUUGAUGAAGUUCAUCUCACAAAAAAUGCUUCAUUGCAGAUCACUAAUAACAUGAAAGCAGUAUCAAUGGUCAUCCAUCAUCUUCAUGGUGACCUUUCCGGACGAAUACAUAUGCAUGCAAACCAGACAUAUGUAAUCGAAGUUCAAGAAACAAGGAAAACUGUCUUAAAGGCACCGGUAAAUUUUAAAAUAGAUCCUGGAGCUAUAGCCAAUUUAGCAACAACUGUGGACAUCAUUGGAAGAGGUGUUCCUGCUUUUUACUGGAACGGACAGCUUCUAGGGGUACAUAAUCUUCGAAUUGCUUACGAACGAGAAAUAAUCAUUGGUACGUAUGCACACACUGCCUUAGUUGUUUCAGAAAACGUGGAAACAGAAGAACCAGGGACAUUUAAAUUCUCCGACCUUGAAUUUGGAUCCGAUUCGAGUGUUUCAUUCCCACCACCCAUUGGUAUCAAAUUCCAAGUAGGAUACUUGGAUAUGAAGUCAAAUUCAGAAUUCUCGGCUGAAUUCUUUGAAAUUUACGCAACUGAUUUUUACUUGGAACCUGGUGCUCAUCUAAAUUGUCAAGGAAGAGGUCCUGUUGGUAGUUUUCUUGGAACAGCUGACCAUCCAGGUUCUGGUGCUGGGCAUGCUUCCAUUGGUGGAACAGAUCGACUUGGACAGAUUGGUGGAAAGUCAUAUGGUUCAAUUUAUCGACCAAUUCUUGGUGGCAGCUGUGGUGGCAGCGGUAAUGGUGCGAGGGGAGGAGGUAGAAUACGGAUAGUAGUGGGAGCAAUUCUGGAUCUUGAUGGAAGAAUUAACGCCAAUGCAAAUCACGCAACCGCUAACAAUAUUGGAGGCGCCAGUGGAGGAUCCAUUUGGAUAACAACAGCCCAUAUUCGUGGACAUGGUAAUGUUGAAGCUAUAGGAGGUAGUGGUAAAGGUGCUGCUGGCGGGUCUGGUGGACGUAUCUCCAUUCACAUCAAUACAAAAGAUGAAUAUCGUGGGGACCUAAACGCACUUGGAGCUGCUGGACAAUCAACAGCAUCUGGCGGUGGUACUGGUACCAUCUACGUGGAAGAAAAAAGGAAUAACACCCUCUAUCGCAGAUUGUAUUUAGAUGAAAUAAAUAAUGCCUAUCCUUGGCCUUUUAUUCUGAAUGAAGUUAACCCGUCCACUAUGAGCGAAGAAAUCCGUGAACCAAACUUCGCCGAUUUUGCAUUUGAAGAGCUGACGUUGCAAAAUAAUGUAACAUUUGAAAUUACCGGGAACAGAUCUGUGUCCAUUGGUAAUGUCCUUGGUGACAGGUCUAGUCUGUUCAACAUACAGAAGGAUCAGACUUUUUAUAUAGAAUAUUCCCAAGACGUGAACAGACGAUCCGUUCCUCCAGUAAACUUUCACGUUAACCAGCAAGGUGAUGUAUAUCUUCCUGCAGACUUCCGGAUAAUUGGGAACAAAGAUCCACCAUUCAUUCUAAAUGGACGAAUGACUGGUGUUUAUAACCUCACCGUGGCUGAUGGUAAAGAGUUAGUAAUAGGUCCGAAUGCAACUACUAUACAAAUCAACAAUGGCUCGUACACAUCCGAGCCAGAGGAAGGCAAGCUACAACUAGGGGUUAUAAAACUUGAAGCAGAGUCAACUCUUACAUAUCCAGAGCACAUGUCAUUAGAAAUUAGUGAAAUAGUUCUUCGCUAUAAGUCAUUGGUUGCUGCAAAAUCAAUAAAUAUCUUGGCCAGCAAUAUUCAUAUCGAGGGUGAGGCUCGGUUUCAAACAAGUGGGCGAGGCCCUAUUGGUGGAGAAGGUGAACAACCUGGUAAAUACAUAGAUGGAUGUGGUACUGGUGCUGGUCAUGGCGGUUUUGGUGGUGGUUCAGACAUCAAUGACACGAAAAUAGGAUACUCUUACGGCUCAUACACCAGGCCUAUCCAUGUUGGUAGCGGAGGCGGUGGAACAGAUGGUGGCAGAGGUGGUAGCCUUGUAACUAUUACAGUCGGAAAUUCUCUCCAUGUUGACGGUGAAAUUUUAAACGAAGGUGGAGAUGGUAGUGGCGGUAAUAGUGGAGGUGGAAGUGGUGGAGGUGUUUAUAUUAAAACACUGUUGUUCUCCGGUCACGGCCGAAUAUCAGUCAACGGAGGAGGUGGUAAUAAUCAAGGAUAUGGAGGAUCUGGUGGUCGCAUUGCUGUUCAUGUUGCGUGGCUUAGAGAAUAUUCUGGUGAACUAACAUCUUUCGGCGGUAUUGGAGGCUCUGGUAAUGGAUCUUGUGGAACAGUCUAUUAUACAGACACAAAUAAUGGACUGAGAUUUAGAAAAGCCACAAAGAACGAAUUCAACGAAACCAUGUGGAUCGAUGGAUUUAGGAAACUGUAUCUCAAUAACCUGAACAGAAAUCAUGACCUACCUACUGUAAUCAUGAAUGAAAAUGGUACAUAUUUUGAAAUGGAAGAGCUUGAGAUGCACAACAGUGUGGUUUUAUGGCUUCACGAGGGCAUUGCCACUUUAGUAGUCCAUCGAUUUAUUGGUGAUAAAACGGGUCAAGUGCAUUUACGCAGUGGCCAACGAAUGUACUGUGAGUAUCUGGAAUCACAGUCUGGCUUUACUAUAGCCCCUGUGAGCUACAGAGUUGACGUUGGAUCGGAAAUUAUCUUUCCAUCAAGACUUUUUCUUCUUGGAACAAGAACAUACAUUGACGGAUUGAUUACUGGAGUUUUAGAUUUAUAUGUCGCACAAGGAGCAAGCGUGGUGUUUUCUUCAACUUCACAAACUGCUUUAAUCUCCAAUGGCACAUAUUUUGAAAUGACAACACCUGGAAAUAUCUCCUUUAGCAUCCUUACCAUUCAGAAAGAUUCGUUCAUGGAACUACAGAAAAUUACAGAAGACCUAACUAUAACUUGUAGUUUAAUGAUAAUUAAAUACCAUGGUCAAGUUGACAUGAAUCAUGGGAACAUUGAGACGGGAGAUGCGAUAUUAGAAAGUCAGGGAGUGUUAAAUUUGAACUACACAGGAUACAAAGCUGAAACUGGUCCUGGAAGAGGCUUCUCUUCAGGAAAAUUUGGAUAUGGCGCUGGUCAUGGAGGUGAUGGUGGAGCUCCUCAUCCCGAAACUGGUGGCAAUGCAUAUGGGUCUUUGUAUUCGCCUUCACACUUUGGCAGUGGGGGAGGAAAUGGAACUGGAACCGGCGGUAACGGUGGCGGUAAACUUUACUGGGUGAAUGGUAAACUAUUCACCAUAGACGGAAUUAUUUGUCUUCAAGGUCAAGAUGGUAAUGGUAGUGGAGCCGGUGGUGGAAGUGGUGGUAGUUUGUUAUUGGAAACCACUAAUUUUACGGGGCAUGGGGAGAUCAAUGUAAAUGGUGGUAACGGGAUUAGUGAUGGCUUUGGUGGCGCUGGUGGAAGAAUUGCUGUACAUGUAAAACAUAGAUUUACAUUUGGCGGUCAUUUUAAGUCAAAGGGUGGAUCGAGUGUUACAGACAAACACUAUGGUGCAGCAGGAACAAUUUACAAGGAAGAAACUGCGAGAGGUCCCCAGUAUAGCGAUAUCAAAUACAAUCCUAUUACAAAUACAUCGUUUGUAGUUGCUGAACAUCGCUAUUUACAGAUGGACAAUGAAAACCAAAGAGCAGAGUGGCUAUUCACAAUGCUUAUGGAAGAGGAACAUGAUUUUUACGAGUUGGAUGAGGUACACAUAACACGUUAUGCAAAUGCUAGGAUUCAUCAUCCACUAACAGCACCUAAUGUUACGGUCAUGAUUCAUCUUUUUCUUGGUGACAAGACUGGACUGUUUCAUGUACGAGAAAACCAAGUAAUAUAUGUGGAAGUAGUUGAAUCCGAAACAAACGAGACAAUUGCUCCAUGUAGUUUCCAAAUAGAUGUUGGCGCAGAGAUUGUUUUCCCAGCUGUUGUUAACCUGUAUGGCACCAGGACAUUAUUAGCAGGUCUGUUGACAGGAGUUCAUGACCUUUUAAUUGCUAGUGGUGCAGAUGUUAUGUUCUAUUCUACUGCACAGACAGCACUAAUUGAAGACAAUAAAUACAUUGAUGUAUCAUUGCCUGGAUAUUUUAACUUCAAAAGUUUUAUAGUUGAAAGGAACUCAGUGGCUGAAUUUUCGAAAAUUAACGAAUUUAUGAAACUUGGAACAUCAAUAUUAAAAGUCAAAUACCAAGGUGCUUUUACUAUGAAUGAUGCUGAAAUAGAAUGUUCCUAUGCCACGAUAGAGAGCGAAGGAGUUUUUGAUUUAAAUGAGAGUGGUUACAACAGCGAGAUGGGACCAGGUGCUGGUUUUACAACGUUGGAAGGAAUUGGUACUGGCGCUGGACAUGGUGGCCAAGGAGGCGGCCCGCACCCUUAUGGUGGUAUGCCAUAUAACUCUGUAUAUUUCCCACGGGAAUUUGGAAGCGGUGGAGGAAAUGGUAUCAGUGGAACUGGAGGAAGAGGUGGUGGAUUUUUAUGGUGGAAAGUAGGAGACAGACUUGAACUAGAUGGACGGUUAGAAUUACGUGGAGGACAUGGGAAAGAUCGUAAUGCAGGUGGAGGGAGUGGUGGUAGCCUAUUGAUUGAAACGCUUAAUUUUACUGGUCAUGGUGUAAUUGACGUCACAGGAGGUAAUGGUGUUGGGUCUGGUGGAGGAGGAGCUGGAGGAAGAGUAGGUAUUCACUGCAAAUGGCACUAUUCUUAUGGAGGGACAUUCCUUGAUUAUGGUGGAGAUGGAGCGGAAGAUAACAUUCACUCACAUGGUGCUGCAGCAGGAACCGUAUAUGUUGAGGAAAAUCUUAGGCCUGUACAAUACAGAGAGAAGAAGUACAACAAAGAAUAUAACACUACGUUUCUGGUUGUCGACCAUACAUACGUUCAUGUGGACAAUGAUAACAAAAAAGUUCCAACAGCAACAAUGUUGAUGGAAGCAGGUCUAACUGAUUAUGAGUUUGAUGAAAUGGAACUUACUGGAGCAGCCCGACUUCUGAUCUACCAUCCAGACAACCGUACACAAGUUACACUUGUCGCACAUAAAUUCAUUGGCGAUCGGACAGGACAACUUCAUAUAAGAAUAAACCAAACUGUUUAUGUUGAAUACGUGGAAUCACUAAACAACCGAACUGAAGCCCCUUGUAGUUACAUAAUUGACCAGUACGGGGAAAUUGUUUUACCAACCGAAUUUCACAUUCAUGGAAGUAAUAGUACAAUAGGAGGUCUAGUAACAGGAGUCCAUCACCUUUAUAUUGAAAAAAAUGCAUUUGUCGAAUUCUAUUCAACUGCACAAACAGCACUCAUUGAGAAUAGAACUUACACUAUGAUAACAACACCUGGAAAUUUCUCUUUUGCUACAAUCACAAUAAAGCAAGGGGGACUGGCUGGAUUCAAACGGAUUACUGACCAAAUGUUGUUAGAAUUAAGUGAGUUGAAAGUCAAAUACCAAGGAGAACUAUACAUGAAUCAUGUUGAAAUAUCUUCAACGUAUGGCUGGGUUGAAAGUGAAGGAAUAUUCCAUUUUGAUGGACAUGGACAUGGGCCUGAAAGCGGUCCAAGUCCAGGGUUCACUAAGAACGGACUUGGAUAUGGCGCCGGACAUGGUGGUGAAGGUGGGGGAGAGGAUAUUUCACUUGUGAGUCAGCCUCAUGGGUCUGUAUUUUGGGCACGGACGAUGGGAAGCGGUGGAGGUAAUGGAUUAGGAGUGGGAGGAUUCGGUGGUGGACAACUGCACUGGAAAAUUAGUCAUUUUCUUCAUAUGAAUGGUAUAUUGUCUCUGAAAGGACUCCAUGGUACAGGAGAAGGUGCAGGAGGAGGGAGUGGUGGAAGUGUUCUUUUAGAAGCUACAAAUGUCACAGGACAUGGAUUAAUUACAGUACAAGGUGGUAACGGUAGUAUCGGAGGAUGUGGAGGAUCCGGUGGGAGAAUUGCAAUACAUUGUAGAUGGAGGUAUACAUAUGGCGGUAAAUUUACUGAUCGAGGUGGUUUGAGCUCCGGAGAAUUCAUGUUGCAGAGGGGAGCUGCUGCUGGUACUGCGUAUGUUGAAGAGAAUUUACGCCCUCUAGAGUACCGCAUACGGAAAUACAUCAAAUCUACUAAUGUCACUCUCUUGGAAGUAGAUCAUAAAUAUUUACAUGUAGAUAAUGAAGGAUUACUGGUUCCAGUAGCCACAGUGCUUUUGGAGGAUGACACAUAUGAGUACGAACUUAAUGAGCUUGAACUUACUGGUUACUCAAGAAUGACUAUCUACCAUCCUGAUGAUUCUUACGUAAAUGCCACAGUCCAUCGAUUUAUUGGGGACAGGUCUGGGCAAUUUCAUUUACGGGACAAUCAAACAAUCUUUGUUGAAGUAGUCGAGUCUAUAAAUAACAGGACUGAAGCUCCGUGUAGUUUUAAAAUAGACUAUAAUAGCGAAAUCGUUUUGCCAUCAGAGACUCAUUUUCAUGGUGUCAGGACAGAGAUUCAUGGAUUAACAACAGGGGUUCAUGAAAUGUAUAUUGAAACUGGUGCCCAGAUUGAGUAUACCUCCACAGCUCAGACUGCACUUGUGGAGGAUAGAGAGUAUGCACAUGUAACUGACGAAGGAAACUUUUCUAUUCCAGAGUUAUAUGUCAAGCGAGAAGGUGAAAUAUCUUUUAGACAGACUUAUAAUGAUAUGGUUGUCAGCGUUGCUUCUCUGGAGAUCAAAUAUGGAGGCCUGAUUCUGAUGAAUCACGGAUUUAUAGAAAACGGUCAUGCUGAUAUCGAAAGUAAUGGUAAAAUUAUACUAGAUGGAAAGGGCUUUUUAAGUGGUCAGGGAGAAGGAGGUGGAAAAACGGUCCAUAAUAUUGGAUCUGGUGGCAGCCAUGGCGGUGUAGGUGGACAAGUAACUGAUGGAAGUAUUGGUACACCGUAUGGGUCAGUAUUUUCUCCGAUGCAUUUUGGAAGUGGUGGUGGAGCUAGCAUUGCCGGGAUUGGCGGUGCUGGCGGUGGGAAGCUGCAUUGGAAAGUCGGGUUGUUGAUACAUAUCAAUGGUUUGAUAUCAGCAAGUGGGGAAAACGCAAUCUAUCGUGAUGCUGGGGGUGGUAGUGGAGGGAGUUUCUUACUUGAAGCAACAAAUAUGACGGGCCAUGGAGCAAUCCAUGUGAAUGGUGGUAAUGGGAUGAACCAAGGCGCUGGUGGAAGUGGUGGGAGGAUCGGAAUACAUAUAAGACAUAAAAACACUUUUGGGGGUCAGUUUGUUGCUAAAGGCGGGUAUACAAUUGUCGGUACAGCUAUCGGACACGGUGCCGCCGGAACAGUUUACAAGUAUGAAUCUCAAAGAGGUCCUCAGUAUAGAGAGCUAAAAUACAAUGAUCCCGAGCGUAACAUCACAGAGUUUAAACCAGAACAUUCGAAGCUUAAGAUUGACAAUUUUGAUAUUGAUGUUGACCAUCCAGUAAUGGUUAUGGAGGAAAAUACCUGGUUUUAUGAGUUUGAUGAAGUACAAGUUGAAGGAUACUCAUAUGUACAUUUUUAUCACCCAUCAGAAGCUCGGAAUGUCACUAUUAUGAUCUAUGAAUUGACAGGAAAUAAAAAGGGGAUGAUUAGAGUACAGGCACGACAACGUCUGUUUAUUGAUAUUGUUGAAUCAACGCAUACCUACCUCAAUGCACCAUGUGGCUUUCAUGUUGAUAGUCUCGGCGAGUUGAUCCUACCAACUACUGUGUACAUACUUAGCGAAGAAGUGAUAUUAGAGGGUAGACUCUCGGGUGUUGAGGAGUGUGUUAUAGAACGAAAUGCACAAUUCCGAUUAAUUGGUAAAACAGCACACACACAUGACAUUCCAGAAAAGGACAUGUGGGAUACAGAUGAACCAUUUGGUCAGUUUGUGCCGGGAAUGUUUGAGUUUGGGAUAUUGACUGUUAAUAAUCUCGGCAGAUUUGUAGUUCAGACAAAUCCUACUCAUCCAGUAAUAGAUGCUGGGAAGAUUAUUAUCAGAAAAGGAGGCAAUGCUGAUAUAGAAACCCAGAAAGUGACAAUCCAAGUAGGAUCAUUGACAGUUGAAGCAGAUGGGAAGCUUCAAUCAGAUGGUCAUGGUUAUACAAAGAGUCAAGGUCCUGGGAGUGGGUUAAAUUCUGGAAUAUAUGCAUCUGGUGCUGGACAUGGAUCAUCAGGCGGAGGUAAAAAUUGGAUACCAAGCAGUGGGGCACCUUAUGGAUCGUUUAUCAACCCUCAAGAUUUGGGGAGUGGUGGAGGUGGAUCGAGAGGCGGCAGUGGUGGUGGUGUUAUAAAUAUAAUUUCUGGCCAAGUAAAUGCACAUAUGUUGUUUUUGAUCUAUUCCAACAGUUUUUACAAGUAUGAAUCUCAAAGAGGUCCUCAGUAUAGAGAGCUAAAAUACAAUGAUCCCGAGCGUAACAUCACAGAGUUUAAACCAGAACAUUCGAAGCUUAAGAUUGACAAUUUUGAUAUUGAUGUUGACCAUCCAGUAAUGGUUAUGGAGGAAAAUACCUGGUUUUAUGAGUUUGAUGAAGUACAAGUUGAAGGAUACUCAUAUGUACAUUUUUAUCACCCAUCAGAAGCUCGGAAUGUCACUAUUAUGAUCUAUGAAUUGACAGGAAAUAAAAAGGGGAUGAUUAGAGUACAGGCACGACAACGUCUGUUUAUUGAUAUUGUUGAAUCAACGCAUACCUACCUCAAUGCACCAUGUGGCUUUCAUGUUGAUGAUGGUGGCGGAAGUGGUGGUCGUAUAGCUGUAUACCUUCAAGAUGCGGCUACAUUCAGGGGAAUUAUUACCGUAGCCGGUGGCUCUGGCGCUAUUGCUGGUGGCCCGGGGACUGUAUAUAAGAAAGUUACAAUAGGAGAUGACGUCAAAACAUUCCUUGAACUGGACAACUUAAACCGAGAUAUUUCCUGUGGGUAUCAAGUUGUACUUGCUGAAAUUGAAACAACUGAAUAUGAUAUAGAUUUUGUAACUUUGAAAAGGAAAGCUUGUCUCUCAUUCCAGGUGCUUCCAUCAGUCACAAAUAUUUACGUUCAAAAUAUUGAAGGUGAUAAGUCAGGUUCACUAAUAAUUGGAACGAGGCAUUAUUUACAUCUUGGACAGACAUAUAAGAGGGCUCGGCCACUAUCAAAUAUUGACAUAACCAGUCGAGGUGUUCUGGUAAUUGCACCAGUUUGUGACAUUAUCACUACAUUAACAGUUGGUGGAGGAAUAUACGGACAAGAAAAUAUUAUAUGUCACGGCUUGAUUAAACUUUAUCGACACGGAUAUUCCAUUUGUGGAAAUUGUUCAAGUGACAGUACAGAUCUCGGUCAGUAUUGGCUUCGGUCAAUGACAAUAAGAAAAGGUGGGACCUUGCAGGUAGUUGCCAGUGGUGUUCGAGACCUCAACAGUAAUUCAGUACAGUUAAGAACUACUAUUUUUGACAUAGAUCACUCUGGAAAGGUCAUCGUAGGUGAUGGAUUUGUUAUGUACACUCGUAGUUGUAAAAUAGAACGAUCUGGAUAUAUCGUUGCAGAUGGUGUUGGUUAUCCUGCUGCAAAUGGCCCAGGUAGUGGCAAAACAUGUUUUCAGGAUGGUGGUGGGUCUGGAGCUGGCCAUGGGUCGCAAGGAGGUAAGGCUAACUGUGCAUGUCUUCCAACUGAAGCAGGAAGCUCAUUUUGCUUAAGCUGUUGGGCGACUGUAGACGUUGGUAAGAAAUAUGGCCUUACCUGUCAAGACACAAAAGUUGGAAGUGGAGGAGGAGACGAUAGCAAUAGCGAUAGGAAUGGAGGCCCUGGCGGAGGCGCUGUAAAGUUAGUAGCAACCUCUUUGCUUGAAUUUGAAGGAUAUAUUUCUGCAAAUGGAUUCUCCGGUGAUAGUGGUGCUGGAGGUGGAAGUGGUGGUUCUCUAUGGAUGGAUGGCCUUUACAUUGAAGGUUGGGGAAGAUUAGAUGCUAAUGGCGCAAAUGCCAAAUCACACACAUAUGCUAAAGUAUGCUAUAGUCUUACAAUACCAUAUGUUUAUCCUUGCCCACAAGAGCAUUAUGGAGGUGGUGGUGCAGGUGGUCGCAUUUCCACUUUUUCACCCGCAUAUCUUCAUCAAGUUGUACGAGCAAAUCAGUACGUUAAAGGAGGAUCAGCUGUGGGUCUUGGAGAUGAUGGAGGUGAUGGAUCCUUAUGUUUUUCCGGCUCACAAUGUAGCUCCCAUGGAAUCUGGUCACCUGAAACAAACACUUGCAUAUGUUCGCCUGGUUAUGUUGGAUUUGCGUGUCAAAUUAAGUGUGAUGACAUAUUAUGUAAUGGUAAUGGUGAGUGUUCGGAUUUUGGUGGCUGUACGUGCUAUCCUGGAUAUGUAGGCUACAACUGUGAGUUCAUGUGCGACGCCGAUACAACGUGUAAUGGGCAUGGAUCAUGCUCACAAUACGGCGAAUGCAGAUGUGAUCCGUGUUUCCAUGGCAGUAAUUGUUUACUCAAAUGUUCAGGUAAUGGAGAAUGUGAGUCAAAUACCUGUCAGUGUGAUCCGUGUUAUCUUGGUGAAUUCUGCCAUUCAGAAUGCAACAGUCACGGAAAUUGUGUAAACAACACAUGUGAUUGUGACAUCAGUUGGAGAGGAGAUGUAUGUACAUUUGCAGGUUGUCCUGGAAUAUAUGAAGACUGUUCUGGGAAUGGAAUAUGUAAUCCAGCAAUUCAGAAAUGUAUUUGUGAGCCUGGUUGGAAAGGGAGUGACUGCUCUGAACCUGAUUGCCCCGGAGAACCAAACUGUUUUGAUAGAGGAUACUGCAACUCAACUGUAAUCCCACCGAAAUGUGAGAACUGCAAAAGUGGCUGGAUGGGUCUUGAUUGUAAUGAGACUUGUCUUAAUGGACAUCAAGAGCCAAUGGAUAGUGGUGUUUGCAUGUGUGAUGCGUGCUGGACCGCCAAAGGAUGUAAUGUCGAAUGUUCAGGCCAUGGACGUUGUAGUGACCCAACAUACUCAACAAAUGGAACAUGCGAAUGUGAUGAGUUAAGUGGAUGGAGAGGAAAUGUAUGCGAGAUACCUGGAUGUCCUGGUGUCGGUGAAGAUUGUUCAGGCCAUGGAGACUGUAAUAGCGCAAUUCACGAAUGUGAAUGUUACCCAGGCUGGACAGGUAUUGGAUGCCAUAUCGCUGACUGCCCAGGAAAACCAGACUGCUUUGAUCGUGGGAUCUGUAAUGAUACUCUCAGCCCUCCUAUGUGCCAAAACUGCAGCCUGGGCUGGAUGGGGCCUGCAUGUAGUGACCCAUGUGUGAAUGGGAUUCAGGUUCCAAUGAAUAGUGGUAACUGCCUGUGUUUCAGUGGUUGGACUGGUGUAGGCUGUGACUCUGAAUGUUCAGAACAUGGUAAAAUACAUAACGGCUCAUGUGAUUGCCACUACGAAACUGGUUGGAAGGGUGAGUUAUGUGACAUCCCUGGCUGUCCUGGAUUGUUUGGUUUAGAUUGCAGCGGUCGUGGUAGCUGUGACAGUUCACAACAUAUGUGCACCUGCAAUAGUGGAUGGGAAGGCAUUGGAUGUGAAUAUCCAGAUUGCCCUGGUAGCCCCGAUUGUUCUGGACGAGGAACAUGUAGUGAUAUAUUCGAUCCGCCAGAAUGCACAAAUUGUGAACGUGGAUGGAUGGGACGCGCUUGUGAAGACCCGUGUACGAAUGGUGUCCAGGACCCUCCAAAUAGUGGAUUCUGUAACUGCACACCGGGCUGGAGUGGUGUUGGCUGCGAUGCUGAGUGCUCUCUUCAUGGAACGAUCAUUGAUGAAAAAUGCAACUGUGAUACCGGAUGGAGAGGAGAACUUUGUGACAUCAUUGGUUGUCCAGGCAUUGAUAUUGACUGUUCUGGGCACGGACAAUGUAACAAAGGCACACAAGAGUGCAUUUGCAAUAAUGGUUGGACUGGAGAUGCAUGUGAUUUACCAGAUUGUCCUGGUCAUCCGAAUUGCUACAACCGAGGUUAUUGUGAUCCUACUUUGGAUCCACCAAAAUGCACCAAUUGUAGCUUAGGUUGGAUGGGUCGGGAUUGCAAUGAACCAUGUGUCCAUGGCAUGCAGAUCCCCAUGGAUAGUGGUAACUGCGUCUGUGAUCCUUGUUAUUCUGGUAAGGGAUGUAAUGCUGAGUGCACAAACAACGGUGUGUGUGAAAAUGACAUGUGCUCAUGUGAUCCAGGUUGGUGGGGUGAUGUGUGUGAAAUUAUAGGUUGCCCUGGAAUUGAUAUAGAUUGUACGGGUCACGGUGACUGCAAUUCAGCCUUACAGAUUUGUUUCUGUUAUCCGGGAUGGAAAGGAGAUGGCUGCGAGAUUCCUGACUGCCCAGACAGUUGUAAUGGGAGAGGCUACUGUAAUGGCACAAACCGUGAUACCCCUGUUUGCACCAAUUGUGUACACGGUUGGAUGGGACCCGCCUGUGCCGAUCCGUGUACGCAUGGAAGACAAGUUCCAAUGGAUAGCGGAUUCUGUGAGUGUGAACCAUGUUACACAGGUGCUGGAUGUACCAGUGAAUGCUCCGAAAAAGGGAAGUGCGACCUAAAAAAACAAAUGUGUAUCUGCGAAAGUACUUUCCUUGGUCCUGUUUGUGAAGAAUUAGGUUGCCCAGGUAAACCUGUUUGCAAUAACCAUGGAUCGUGCAACAGCGCUACACAAAUGUGUUCGUGUUAUCCCGGUUGGUCUGGCAAAGAAUGUGAAAUUCCUGACUGUCCUGGCAUUCCUAGCUGCUCAGGCAAUGGAAAAUGUAUAGACACAAUGCCACGACAAUGCGAAUGUCAGUCUAAAUGGGCAGGAGAAAUAUGUGAUGUGCCAUGCCUUCAUGGAAUCAAUAUUGACGGCCUUGAAUGCAUUUGUGAUCCAUGCUACAGUGGUAUAGGCUGUGAUAAGAUCUGCUCAGAAAAUGGUCAGUGUGUGAACGGAACUUGCGAAUGUGAAUUUGAUCUCGGUUUCCAGGGCCAUGUCUGUGAUAUACGUGGUUGUCCAGGAGGUGACUGCAGUGGCCAUGGCUCUUGUAACCUUGCCACAUUUGAAUGCAUCUGCGAUCCAGGGUGGAAAGGAAGCGGAUGUCACAUACCCGAUUGCAUCGGUGAUCCUGAUUGCUACGGGAGAGGAGAAUGUACCUAUUAUUAUGGCGAGGAAUCCCCACGUUGCAUUAAUUGCGUUACUCCAUAUACUGGUGACGCCUGUGAGUUACAAUGCGUUCACGGAACAGCACAGCGUAUAAAUGACACAUGGGAGUGUAUUUGUGACCCUUGCUAUAAUGGUUUGUCUUGCGAUUUAUUCUGUAGUAACCAUACAACUAUCUGUAACACUACAAUUGGGGUUUGUGACUGUGGGUGUGACGGGUGGCGUGGGCAAUUUUGCGAGGUAGAGGGGUGUCCUGGCUGCGGCGAAGAUUGCACAGGCCAUGGGGAAUGCAACCUGGCAACUAAAGAUUGUUAUUGUCGGAGUGGAUGGCAGGGUGUUGGAUGUGAACUGCCUGAUUGCCCCGGAACACCAGAUUGUAAUGAGAGAGGAGAAUGUGUUUCGGAAGAACCAACACCUCUUUGCAGGAAUUGCAAUCAAGGCUGGAUGGGACCAGCAUGUGAAUAUCCUUGUGUUAAUGGGACACAGAUUCCAAUGGAUUCAGGCAAUUGUACAUGUGAUGCAUGCUUUCAUGGACCUGGAUGUGAUGUCAUGUGUUCAGGAAUGGGAAUAUGCACUGAUGAGGGUCUUUGUGAGUGUGGUUUUGAAGGUGGAAGAGGUGAAUACUGUGAUGACCCUGGAUGUCCUGGAGAUUUUGAUACCGACUGUUCAGGACAUGGUGCUUGUAUUGCUGGUUCAUGUAUUUGUUAUGAAGGUUGGAUUGGAGAAGGUUGUGAGACUGGAGAUUGCCCUGGAAAUCCUGACUGUAAUGAGAGAGGUAUAUGUUAUGAAGGUACUGAUAUCCCGGAAUGCCGUAACUGUUCUGUUGGCUGGAUGGGCCACGCCUGUGAUAUCGAAUGUGGUCCAAAUACUGGUUACCAAUACCCAAUGGACAGUGGGACAUGUCUUUGCACUCACGGAUGCUGGCAUGGGCUUAGCUGUAAAUUAAAGUGCAACAAUGUUGGAAGUUGUCAAAAUGACACAGAGACAUGCAGCUGCUCUGAUGCUAAUGGACUCAAUCAUGGUAAUUGGGGUAUAUAUUGUGAGGAACCAUCUUGUAAGGGUAUUGGCACCCCUUGUUCGGGUCACGGAAUAUGCAUUGUGAAAGAGGGUGGUAACUUUAGCUGCUUCUGUGACAACGGCUGGCUAGGCGAAGGCUGUCAUAUUCCAGAUUGUCCGGGAGACCCUGAUUGUAACGGCCAUGGAAUAUGCGACGGAAGCGAGGGUGUGCCACUCUGUGUCGAAUGCGACGAUGGUUGGACCGGAUUCGCUUGUCAACAGCAAUGUGUAAAUGGUACUACAACAGAGAAUAGAACGUGUGAAUGUGAUUUGUGCUUUAGUGGUUUGGAGUGCAACAUGGAAUGUAGCUCACAUGGAAAAUGUAAUGACGGCACGUGCAUCUGCGAGUCAGCAUGGUGGGGACCCGAAUGCAGCUAUCGUGGAUGUCCUGGUGAUGGAACCAACUGCACUGGACAUGGCGUAUGUUCACUUGGAACUCAGGAAUGCAUAUGUGAGCCUAACUGGAUAGGAGAAGGCUGUAAUAUUCCGAAGUGCGCAGAUGACUGUAAUAAUCGAGGUGACUGUGAUGGUACAAAUUUCAAUCCUCCGAUGUGCGUUAACUGUAGCGAUGGGUGGAUUGGCGACCGCUGUCACAAGCCGUGUAUCCAUGGUACGGAGAGCCCACAACUAAGUGGUCGAUGUGUAUGUGACCCCUGUUUCUCAGGGCUUGAAUGCGAUAUAGAAUGCUCAGAAAACGGCAUAUGCAAUGGAUCUGUCUGCAAUUGUUCCAUUGGUUUUAAGGGAGAACAAUGUGAUGCCCUAGAUUGCCCAGGUGAGCCAGACUGCACAGGUUCUGGAAGUUGUCUUCGGAGAGAUGGUGAAUCAGUUUGCUCGUGUAUGCCUGGUUAUAGAGGUGAUGAUUGCAGCGAGUUUUAUUGCCCAGGCACACCUGAAUGCAAUGACAAUGGUAACUGUACCUUGAUUGGUGUCAUACCACGAUGUGUUUGCCAACAUGGCUUUACUGGUGAGGUAUGUGACCAUUGCCUUCCUAGGUUCGAUGGUGAUAACUGUAACACAUGUGAGGAAGGGUAUAUAGGAUACAACACCGACUGUGGCGUCCUCUGUCUUCACGGAUUUGCGACAUCCCCUGGAGGAGAUCAGUGCAAGUGUUAUAGAGAUGAAGAGCAUGGAUUUUGGACAGGAGCAAGCUGCAAUGAAUGUUUUGAGGGUUUUGCUGCCCCUGAUUGUAGAAGUUGCAUACCAAGCCGAUUUGGAGAAACAUGUGUAGACGAAUGCCCUCUUGGUCAAGGUGUAUAUGGUGAUCCAUUAGAUGGAGAAGGUGGCCAAGAUUUGGUUCGACCAAUCAUAGACUGUGUUAUGCCAAUGUCUAAUGCCACAGGCUAUGUAGCAUGGUUCGGGUAUGAGAAUGAAAACGAUCACAAUGUGUACAUUGCUAUUGGUCCUGACAAUCGCUUUCACUUCUCUAACGACGAAGAAUAUUAUACAGCGAAAGAAAAUCAGGGACAACCUUCAAAGUUUAAGCCAGGAAAGCAUACAAAUAUCUUUAAAGUCAUUGUAAAUGAUGAAAGUGUAAAUGCAACUUGGUUUCUAGCCUACCUCGUUUCCAACAACAGGCAUGACGUCACUGUGUAUGCAGAUUAUCCAGUACGUUGCAGUGGCUUGGAGCAGGAUGAGUAUAACGAUCGUUUGGCAAACGUUACCUAUCCAGGUGUAUGCAUCUGUAACCAUGGCUAUUGGGGAGAAACAUGUAAUGAAGAAUGUCCCGGAGGAGCAAAUAACCCAUGUUAUGGCAAUGGCGUAUGCUCCCCUCAUGACGGAUCAUGUGCAUGCGUAAUCAAUGCAGAUCCAUUCUUAAAUUGUAGUGAAUGUAGAAAUGGCUGGAUUGGAACUGAUUGUUCGGUAAAACUAACACCUGUUCCUAAUUCCUACGACGAAAUGUAUUAUGGAAUGGCAUUUGGACAGGGCCACUUUACAACUUUUGAUGGAGCAAACUACAUUUUCUAUGGAACUGGAGAACAUCAACUGGUUCAUACCAAUAAUGUCCUUGCUCACAUACGCUUGGUUCCUUGUUUUGUGACAUCGAAGACAACUUGUAUUAAUGCUGCAGCAUUUCAGUUAAAUGAAAAUAGCAUUGUUAUCCAUGGUGAUCGUAAUGAUGAUAUGUUUUCUGGUUUCAUUUGGCAUAAUGGAAUCGAAAUCGAGGUCGGGCCUAAUGUAGAAUUAGGAUCCGGUAUAUCUCUUGUAAGAGUCUCAUUCAACCACUAUGAAAUAAGAAAUAACCUAUUUGCAAUAAGUGUUGUUAUACAAGGAAGAUAUCUGGAUCUGCGGGUUAAAUUUAAAUACACUGAAUGUAAAAACGCUGUUGGACUCCUUGGAACUUGCGAUAAUAACCAACUCAAUGAAUUUGUAAGCAGAGAAGGGAUCUUGAUCAAUGACACCGAAAUAAACCAGAAAAAUAUCCACAGUACAUUUGGAUCAUCAUGGAAAAUAGGUUUGGACACAACGACUUUGUUUGUAUAUGAAGACAAAACAGUGGGUGAGGUUCGUGAUAUUCAGAAUUCUCAAGCAGGCUAUGCACUUUUCUUUGAUGACACCAGCGUCGUUUCAGAUCGGAUUCACACUUUUACAGACUCAGACAUUACUGUUGAAUUUCUGAUAAAGAUAGGAAAGGAUCACAGAGGCUGUGGAGUUAUCUUAUCGUAUACAAAAAAGACAACUUUUGCUUUAGUUUAUUGCGAUGGUUAUUUCAUUCUAGAUGACGAUGUUAACACUGUAUUUACUGAUUUUGGAAUGACUGUUGAUAAGUGGUACCAAGUAUCUCUAGUGUGGGAGAAAUCAACACUUUUGCUUCGGAUGUAUCUGUUUGAUUCCUCAGGAAAAUACAAUUCAGAACUAUUCACAUCGACAAAUAACAUAUAUGCCCCGGGCGGUGUUUUUGUGCUUGGACAAUGGAACCCUCUCCCAACAAAUAUUGGUGAAAGACCUUACAAGGGAUUUACUGGUACACUUGAUGAAUUCAGAAUAUGGAAUCGACGAUUCUUUCCUUCAGAAUUACAAUCACACCUGCACCGUUACAUUUCUCCGUCAAACAUGGAUCUGGCGAGCCAGUGGAAUUUUAAUGAAGGCCAAGGAACAAAUGUAUUUGAUAGCGUGUCAACUGGCCAUUUGACAUUUGAACAGAAUUCUCUAUGGUCCAGCCCACAGUGGGUAUACUCGUCUGCAGUUGUACAGCGAGAAAGUUACAACACCUCGGCUUUAUAUUCUCUCCAAGUAUACAAUACAUCAAUUGAAGAACUGCUCGAAGGUUUCUGUUAUGAAAUAUUGUACUCUUCAGAAUUAUACGAUAUAUGUUCCAGCUUCGAUCUAACUGAUUUCUAUUUUCUACACUGUGUAAGAGAUGGCACUUUCGCAGCUUCGCAGUUAUAUACAAUGGAGAUAUUUCUGGCAUAUAGUGACCAUUGUAUGUCAUUAAAACAACUUGUAACUUCACCCUUACAAGAACACUGUCUCACAUUCCCUGGCAGGCCAUUCCCAAACUGGAUUGGGGAAACAUGCAAUACCAAGUGUGUAUCAAGAGAGAUAACACAGGAUUACGAUACAUGUAUUUGUUUACAAGGAUACUGGGGAGAAAGUUGCCAAUAUCAGUGCCCUGGUGGAUCAGCAAAACCUUGUGGAGACAAUGGUGUUUGCGAUUCAAUUGAGGGAGUGUGUGAUUGUCCAGUAUAUUACGACUUGGGAACAGCUUGCGUUGCUUGCGCGUAUGGAUGGUACGGUGCCGAGUGUUCCGUUGCUGUAGCUGACUUACCAUUUGAUGCUUCAUUUUCUGUUUGUUCAGUUUCAAGCUAUUCACAUUACAUAAACUUUGAUGGUAUAGCGUAUGACUUAAAUUCAGACGGAGAAUUCAUUUUUACAGCAGGCAGUGGGAUGACAGUGUAUGUCCGUGAAGUUCCUUGCGGAAGCGAUAGCCAUUGUAUCAAAUCAGUUUGGAUAAACAUUGGUACAACAGACAUUCAGGUUCGUUCUUCUUUCACUGAAGAUACAGAAAAUCUUAUUCUUGUCAAUGGUGUUUCAUUUAUGAGCGAAGAAAGUCUUAAUAUAGGAAACGAUUACCUUCUACAGAGAAUAUCAAAUGAUCAGUAUGUUUUGAGUCAUUCAUCUCAAGGAAACAUCAGUAUUGAAAUCGAUGGUCAAUUUAUUAGCAUGCAGGUGGUUGUCCCAAAAUCAUUUUGUUCCAAUGUUUCAUUAUCAUUGUGUGGAAGUUGCGACGCAGACAACAGCAAUGAUUUUCCUAUAGCAGCAGAUAACUUUGUGACCGUUGACAAUUUAACAUUUGCACUUCUAAAUGGUCCAUUUUCCGAUAUGUGUAGGAUUCCUUCUAACGUCGGCACAAAAUUUAUAUACCAUAUUGGUAUUCAUGGUGAAGAUCAACAUUUUACCACUGCAGGCUAUAACCUCUUGUUCAAUGACUCUGGCUGCAUCUCAGAAACUUUAGAGGAAACGUUCAAUGCAGAAUCUGAUGUUACAAUUGAGAUGUACGUAAAGGGCAAAGACCCUAAGCUAUUUGGUGGAACUUUGUUUUCCUACGUCAGUUUGGAAACCAACAUACUAGACACUGACAUCUUUGCAAUAACCAAUGACAAGCAUAUAAAAAUACAUUUUGGUAGUCAAGUGAUCGAAACUAACAUCAAGACAAAGACUGACAAGUGGUGUUACAUUGCUUUCACAUAUUCAAGAGCAUCAAAUUAUUUUUCCCUUUACAUCAUUGAUCACCAAGACAGAAUGAGUGGGUAUUCGUAUACUUUGGUAGAUGGACUGUUCUUGCCCGGUGGAAAAAUUGGACUUGGUCUCUGGCAAUCUGGAAGAUAUCCGGAGCAUGAACAACCUCCGUCUACAAGAUUUGUAGGUCAUAUCGAUGAGCUUCGAAUAUGGAAACGAAACUUAGACGUGUUUACAAUUUGGCAAACUUACAAAUUGAAUAUCGCUAAUGGCAUAGAUGAUUUAAGUGGUCUGUGGAAAUUCUCAAAUGGAUUUGGAUAUGAAAGUUAUGAUACCAUCAACAAUUACGCAAUGGUGUUUCCUCAAUUGGGUGGUCCAGUUUGGUGGCUUGGAGAUGCUCCCUUAUUAUCUAAUUCACUCAAGUCAGUAACUUCGAGCUCUAUAGUACUGCAAGUAUAUUCAAAAUUAACGUCUGAUCCAUCCAGGUUAGAAGCAGAAACAGCCUGUCAGGACUGGAUUCUUCAUGGGCAGAUUCGUAGUCAAUGCGAGUCAAUGGGAAAUUCAACACCACUGUUUUACUAUGAAAUGUGUAUUGUUGAUAUCGCAUAUGGGGGAUCUCUGUCAUACUUAUCAUUUGCUGUAAGGGCCUACCGAUCAUAUUGUGAGGCUAACCUUCAAAGACAAAUUCAGUUGAACUGUAGAGAUAUCAAGGAUAUUGAAUUUGCCUUAAAACUAGGAUGUGAUGAAACAAAAUGCAUCUUCGGCUUCCACGACGAGUUUGGUAACUGCAUUUGUGAUAAUGAUCAUUGGGGAAUCCAUUGUGACAAUAUCUGUCCACUGGCACCAGAUAACACCUGCAACGGUCACGGAUUCUGUAAUAAACAAUCUGGUGAAUGUGAAUGUGAAUUACGAUGGUCAUCUGCCACAGACUGUGUUGAAUGUGACGAAGGGUGGUCUGGUACUAAUUGCGAGGCUAUAGAGAACAGACCGGACCUGGAGGAACCUCAAAACCCAGUUUGUAAUUUGUUUGGUCAGGGACAUGUUACUAAUUUUGACGGCGGACGUUUUGACUUUAAAGAAAUUGGAGAACAUUACCUUUUUGUGUCUCCCGAUGAAAUUGCUAUUCAUAUUCGUGUUCUUCCAUGUUACAAUACAUCUGCAUGUAUUGUUGCAAUUGGCAUUUCAUCAUCUAAUGAAGACACCAUUAUCGCACGUGCAGGAUAUAGUACGGGAAGUCGUUUGCUACUCUGGAAUAAUAGCAGCCCAGUUAAUUUCGACAAAACGGCACGAUUCUCAAAUUUUGAAUUAGAGCACAUUUCUCCAGACGAUUACAAAAUUGCUGGCACCAAUGUAUCUUUACAAAUAAGGGUGCUCGAUAGAUAUUUAUCAGUGUCUCUGGCAAUAGCUUCACACUACUGCCAACAUGCCAAAGGAAUUUGUGGUUCUUGUAACGAUGACAUUGGCGAUGAAAUUACGUCACACCGUAACAUCACAGCUUUAAAACCCUGGGUUGUUUUGGAAAAUGAUUCAUUAUUUGAUAGUAUAUACUAUGAAGACAGUUAUCAUGAAAGUAGAAACGUAUCUGGUGGAGGAUUUUGUCUCAGUUUCGAUAGUAAUUCCAGUCUGAUAUCAAAUGUCGUGGAUAACACAUUUGAUGAUAUGUCGGACAUCACAUUGGAUUUCCUUAUAAAUAUUGAUAAUAUUUCCAAUCCAGGAAUCAUCUUCUCUUACGGCUGUCAAACUUCUAUAACAAUAUAUAUGGAUAAGACCCUUAUUAUUGAAAUCGGUGAUGAGGAUUUUGAUACCAACCUUGCAAUAGAAGAGUCGGGUAAAUGGUAUCAAGUUAUUCUGGUCUGGAUUCGCAGUAGAAGUAGGGUUGAAUUCAAUCUGGUAGAUCCAAAGAAAGAUAUAUUACAAAGUGUUCAUGUAUUCAAAACAAAUAUUGACCCAUUCAUUAACGGUGGAUACUUUGCUAUAGGAAUACGACAGCCAUCAACAAAUGGCUCAAUAAGCUACCGACAGAGAACAAUACCAGAAGAAUCUACUAUCACAAGCUUCAGUGGCUCUAUAGAUGAAAUCAAAAUAUGGCGACGGGCUUUCAUUUUGCACGACAUUAAUAAUAUCAUUGGUAAGAAUGUCCAACCGUAUUUUAAUGGGCUAGCAGCGCUAUGGAAGUGCAACGAAGGACAGGGUUAUGAUGUACUUGAUGCUAUUGGCUCAUCUCAUUUCAGAAUGUCAGAUUUCACUUGGAAUACUAAUCGCCCGACUUGGAGAUUUUCCUACAUUGAUAUCGAAAUUGUCCAAAUAUUAUAUUCAUAUACGUUUCCUGAUCCUGAAACAGAAUCCAAUAUCACUGAAGUGUGUGAAGACAAUAUACGUUUCAUAGCAUCUUCAGAAGCUUGUAAUAUCAGCGAUGGGACCAUAUCAUACUAUCUCUACACCUGUAUAAUUGAUUAUGCAUUUUCAGGAAACAUGUAUAGCGUUUUAGAUGUGACUCUUGCGGCAGCAGAUGCCUGCCUUUCUACAGAAUCAAGAAAAGUACCAUCUCAAAUACUAUGUAAUAGAUUUAAUGGUGUCUACGCCCCAAUGUGGCGCGGAUCGGAAUGUGAUAUUGAGUGUCAUUUUGCUGAUGAUCCUAGAAACACAAUUAACGAAAUAUGUAGAUGUGCCGAAGGGUAUUGGGGAUAUACAUGUAAUAAUGUCUGUCAUGGAGGACUCAACAACGUAUGUGGUGCUCAGGGCUCAUGCCAACAAGAUGAUGGGAGAUGUGUUUGCCUUGAUAACUGGGACAACGCUAUGAAUUGCACCACCUGUUCUUCUGGAUGGAUUGGUACAGAUUGUUCAAUUGCUUUGACUGACGUUUCUUACUCGUUAUCAAGUAGAUGUUCUAUAUUCGGUAACGGAUAUUACACACAUUUUGAUGGUUCCAGCUUCUCUUUUGUGGAUACUGGUGAUUACAUAAUCUACAAGAACGAACAAGUAGAAAUUCAAAUUCGCCAGACUCCAUGUAGUGGUCAAGAUUCGUGCAUAGAAGCUAUUGGUGUGAUUACAGUUGGCACCGAGCUAGUUAUAUCUGCUUCGACUGGAGAUCCAAUGGCACCAUUAGUCAUCAUUAAUAACGAUACUGUUAAGAUAGAAUCAAGCUUGACUUACGGCACAGGAAAUACAAAAUUAACUAUCACACGACAAGCAGAAGGCAGAUACGACAUUUUAAUCUCCGGUAUUGCUGUUCACCUCCAUAUAUUGGGCGUACAUAUCAACAUGGACAUCACUGUAUCUAAGGACAUUUGCGCUACAAGUUCAGGAAUAUGUGGGCCUUGUAGCAUACGUAACAAACCAUGUACAUCCACUGAUGAGGAUCCUUUGUGUGCUCUGAAAAGUCUGGGAAUCGCAGUUUUCGCACAAAGAUUCCCAUUAAGCCAGGAACUCUUAGUAACCAUGUGUAAUGAUUUCCGAGUGACAAGUAGUAGAAGUGUUUUUAUUAGAACAUAUAGUAAUGGUGCGAUUGGCACAAAUGAUUCCAUGUAUCCUUUUGGAUAUGCCUUGUUUUUUAGCAAUUCUGGACUUAUUAGCUCUGUUGUACCUUAUGGAACACUGUCUGGAGAAUAUAUCACCAUUCAGUUCUACUUUAAACCAACAUCUGAUGGUGGUACGAUAUACAGUUAUUCUGAAAGCAUAACGUUUUCAAUUUCGCUUGAAUAUAAAAUGUUGUACAUUUAUGAUGGAGAUUUUAUUUACCCAACUAAUAUAACGGUAUUGUCAAAUGAAUGGAAUUUAAUAUCAUUGGUGUAUAAAAGUGUUACUGGAAGAAUUGACAUAUACCUGUCUGAUUCAAUAGGAAUAGUAAGUUGGCGCUACUUUAACAUCAGGCGACAUGUAUUUUCAGCAGGAGGAACUAUAGGUUUUGGUACCUGGCAAGUGCCACUUGAUGACUUCAAAAAGUCUCCUCCUGCUGGAUUCAUCGGUUAUAUAACUGGGUUCUCGUGCUGGAGCCGCCGAUUCUCGACAGCAGAGAUUGAACUGAGUUAUUCCCGUAUAUACAAUCGCUAUGAAUCGAACCUAGUAAUAUUUUGGUCUCUUAACGACGGGAUAGGAGCAAGUAUAUUGGAUGGUGUCAAUAACAUACAGCUGACAUUCCCAUCUUACAGACCUCCAAUAUGGUUAGUCGCAAACACACCACUUAGAAUACAACUGAAUUAUAUAUACAGUCUGUCAGUAACAUUCGCUGAUGUUUAUAUUACCACAGCUUGCACCUCUUAUAUUUACAAUGGGCCACUAGGAAGUAAGUGUACUUCCAUGAGAUCGUCGGCACAAUAUCACUACCACGCAUGCAUAUACGUUAUAAACGUAACAGGUGAUGUGACAACAGCAGUUGGAGCAGUAAUGGAUUUCAGCAGUGAAUGUCAGUUAGCUUUAAAUCUCAGCUAUUGGCCAGCAAAGGAUCUUUGCAACAACUUUACUGACAUCCCAGUUUGGUCAGGACCUACCUGUGAUGAAGAGUGUUAUUUUGGUAGCUAUGAUAGUAAUGUUUGCAACUGUGAGUUUGGCUAUUGGGGUGAUCGUUGCAAUGGCUCCUGUGAUGGUGGAUCACUAUCGCCAUGCCACGGCCACGGCAUUUGUGAUGUAGCAACAGGUGACUGUAAAUGUACUGAUAACUGGACAGGAAGUGAAUGUUACAAUUGUACACUUGGUUGGAGUGGAGCUAACUGCAAUUUAAUUGUAUUGCCAUUACCAGAUGAUCAUGUUAUUGUCUGCUCUGCACGAUCAGGAUCCUUCAUAAACUUUAAUGAUCAAUCGUUUACUUUUGAAGACAUUGGAAUUUACACACUUCUAGAAGUUGAUUCUUUCAAAUUACAGAUAAGUCAGGUUGUCUGCAAUAGCUUGAUUUGCUUGGAUGCAAUAGCUGUUGAAGCUGGUGAGACAUCAGUAACAGUCCGCCAGAGUGGAAUGUAUACUUCAAUAGUUCAUGUUAACGGCAAAAGAGUUUUCAUAAAUGGUACCUUGAAAACAACCGAUACGAUUUCCAUUCAGCAGCAUAGCACUAGCCAAUAUCAAGUGACUGUAAGAGACGUCGAUUUAAACAUUCAUGUAUCAGUAAUGACUAACUACCUCAUUUUGGACAUGGAGAUACCAGAUAGCACAUGUUGUAAAAAUGUAAAACAGGGAAUCUGUGGUUUAUGUACACGGUGUAAAGACAACGAACAUCAACCUUCGAUUCCUCCAGGUGUGGUUAUUAUUGAGCCUGAUGAUUCUGUGGAUACAAUCAACUUAAAGUGCAGACACACUAAAGUUACAAAAUCAGAUAUAAUCUUUAACGGUGAUGAGAUACCAUACGUAUAUCAAGAGACCUAUGCUGGGUACUCUGUCCUGAUCAGCGAAGCAUCAAUAACUGUCGAUAAUAUUUAUAUUCCACAAUCUUCUUAUACUACGCUUGAAUUGUUGGUGAAAUAUAGUAGCAGAGGUACAAUAUUCUCAUUCACAGAUGUAACAACCUUCUUUAUCUCCAAUGAAUUUGGACAAAUAACAAUUCAUUAUGGAAACAGAAAUAUCACAACAGGUUUAUAUCUUGAAGUGGAUGUUUGGAACCAACUGUCUUUUGUUUGGAAUCGGAUAACAUGGACUCUUGAGGUGUAUCUUUUCGAUUCUAAUGGUCAAUUUCAAAGAAGAUUUUACACGGAUUUUGAACGCGACAUAUUUUCUCCUGGAGGAAGUUUCUGUAUUGGAAAGUGGCAACCACCCACAGAUGGACUUGGAUUUCAGCCAAAAGAUAAGUUCUUUGGUGAAUUUGAUGAAAUACGAAUAUGGGAUAGAUAUGUCGACAACUUUGAAAUACGGGAGCAUUGGGGCGCAGAUACACGUUUGUCAGCUAGUGGUUUAGUACAUCUGUGGAAAUUUAAUGAAGGAGAAGGAGACAUAGCCCAUGAUUCUGUUAUUGUCUAUUCUCAACACUUUCAUCUUUCCAUUGGUGGGCAUCCGUCAAUAUGGCGUAGAUCGAACGCAUCCAUUGCACGAUCUGCCACAACUGAAGUAAGCAUUACUACAGUAAAUACGGCCUCAUCUUGGCAAGAGGAGUUCUGUUCAGAUAUUUGCCUCAGUGGACCUCUGUACAGACAAUGCAGUCAGCUUGGUGACAUAUUGAUAGGAGAAUUCUACAAAGAGUGUGUUUCCAUCACAACGAAUAGUAACAGCCGUGGAUCAGCCCUUGAUAUCGUGAUAGAAUACUCAAAUUACUGUCAAUUUGUGCUGAAUCUGACUCAAUGGCCAGCCCAACCACUUUGCAAUAAUUUCACAGGAACACCGUUUCCAAUGUGGAUUGGAGACAAUUGCGAUAUAUUUUGUGCAUUUGGCACUGCUAGUCCUGACAAUCACAACACAUGCGUAUGUAACACCGGAUACUGGGGACAAUUUUGUGAUCAGAUAUGCCCAGGAGGUGCAUUUAAUCCGUGCAAUGGACAAGGAGCGUGUGACAUCAACACAGGUCAGUGCAGUUGUCCAUUGAACUGGCAAGGAUCACUGAUAGAUUGUGGUAGCUGUUCAGAUGGCUGGUCAGGUGAUGAUUGUGUCACAGUCUUCAAUACAACAUAUCUACCUGAGCACUUGUUAAAAAUAUCUAUAAUUGGGAGUUUCUCUCAGAUAACAACGUUUGCGGGUCAUACUUUCACACAUUAUCAUGUAGGAGAAUACACGCUGAUUAGAACCAUUAAUGUAGAUCUAGUAAUUCAAGCUUAUUUUGUUCGUUGCUAUGGUCAAUAUUCCUGCAUAAAAGACAUUGGUAUUCGUUUUGGAAGUCCCAGCCAAGGAUUUGGAUCUGUUGUUAUUGGUGGACCAAUCAAUCGCAAUGGGGUAAUGUCAACUAUCGUCAAUGGUUAUCGCCAGUCGAUUGACGCACUGUUAGCGUUUGGAGAGUCGGGGUAUACUUUCCAUCGGUUGUCGUACAAUGAGCUUCUUGUCACAGGACCUAAUGAUUUCUCCCUCAUUGUAAGAACAGAUGGUAAAUACCUGACAAUCGAUACCAGAAUACCUAGCUGGUUUUGCGAGAUAUCGUCUGGUUUGCUCUUUGGCGGAUGUUGCAAUAAUGAUGAUGAAAACAAUCCUAAUCUGUGGCUGGAUCCAGACGAAAACUCAAAAAUUGGAAUUUGUUCAAGUUCAGUAUCUAAACAAAUGCCAGCUCCAAUCAAUUCAAGCAUGGACUAUAAAUUCAAUUUUGAUAACACAUCCACAAAGAAUGACUGUUCAGUCUCAGAAAAAAAUUGGAUUACUCCAUCUGCAGAAAAUAUUUCGCACUAUCUUGGUCAUUGGGUCGUUGACCCAUGUGACAGUAUAAUAAGCACUUCAACUAGAUACGUAAUAAAGAAGAGCUACGCUGGCUACAAUGUACAUUUUAAAGGGUCAAUAUUGUACAUUCAAAGUACUAUUUUGUUUAUCAAAAACAGUAACGAUAUCACAUUCGAGCUUUUAUUGAGGUGUGGAGAUCCAAAGAACGAUGGGGGAGUUGUGAUGUCAUAUGUUAAUGAGAACAGCUUUGUCCUUAACGUGCGGGAAACAGUAAAAGUACACAUUGGCAGCAUUAUUUAUGACACUGAAAUAUCCCUAGAGGUGCAUUUGUGGAAUAAGAUCAUGCUUGUGUAUUCAAACAAAGGCAAACUUAACGUGUAUAUAAUAUUUUCAUCAGGUUCCGUCAAGCGUCGAGAGUUUGUGACACCCGAAGGACUCUUUAGAACACCUGGUUACUUUGCCAUUGGUCAGUGGCAGCCUACAAUAUCAAGUCUUAAUCAAAUGCCACUACCGGCAUUCACGGGUGAUAUAGAUGAUUUCCGUGUGUGGAAUAAGGUUUUUAAUCCGUCGGAAAUAUCAGAAUUCUGGACAAAGCAUGUCUCAUUAGACAGCACGGGACUAGUGCGCUCCUGGCGGUUUGACGAGGGUGAAGGAACACACGCAUAUGACGACAUCAAUGGUGACACCCUCUUAAUGCCAUUUGAACCCUGGGUUCCAGCAGUGUGGGUGUUAUCUGAUGCUCCUCGAUCUCCUGAAGACUUAUUUCCUAGUUUGACACCAACAUUUUUAAACGGAACCAUCAAAGUGAAAGCAGAAAGCGUAUGCCAUGACCUCCUAAUGGCAACACCAAUUGCAGACCAUUGUUUUGGCCUUGGCAUUGCAAUAACAAACAUGUACUAUACCAUUUGUCUUCGAGAAGUUGCAGUUACAAACGAUAUACAUCAGGCUUUUAAGAUAGCAUUUGCUUAUUCCGAUAUUUGCCAGUUAACUCUAAACUUAAAUGUUUGGCCUGCCCAUCCACUCUGUUCAAAUACAACUGAAUUGCGUCGUGGUUCACAGUGUAAGAAUACCUGUAUUUUCGGCUUAGAAACUACGAAUGGUACAUGUGUAUGUUUUCAUGGAUAUUUUGGUGAGUCGUGUGAAAACAUUUGUCCUGGUGGCUCAGAAAAUCCAUGCUCAAGCCACGGCGUAUGUGAUGUUAUCGGAGUAUGCUUGUGUGAGUUCAACUGGAAUGGUACACAUGAUUGCUCACAGUGUUCUGAUGGCUGGUUUGGUGAAGACUGUACGAUAUCCAUCAGUAAAACUACCUACAUAAGCCAAGAAACAUAUGUGUCACUUACAACCUUGCAUGGCUAUUACACUACAUUUACAGGGGUCAGCUAUUUCUUUCAUGCUUAUGGAGAAUAUUAUCUAUUUCAUCAUCCUGAAAUUUGUGAUAUACAGAUACGGCAAGUCCCAUGCUAUUAUGAUGCCAUUUGCAUCAACUCCAUAGCGUUUUUACUUGAUGGAGACACAACGUUCACCUUCCAUGCUCCAUACCAGAUCGGAGGGGGCGUUAUAAUGUGGAUAAACGGAGAGGAACUCAUAUUACAAACCACAUUCCUGUAUAUUAGUCAUACAAACUGGAUAUUGCAAGUCGUAUCUCCAACUCUGUAUGUUGUUAGUAGCCCAUUGCAUUUAAACGUCAACGUUUUCAUUCAGAUUAUUGACCAAUAUCUCCAAGUGUCAACCAGUGUUCCAACAAAUUUUACAAUGGCAGCCGGUGGGCUCAUUGCAUACAAUAGCACCGGUGCUCAAAAUGCCAGCCAAUCAAAUCUGAUCUCGUACCUUGUCUCAAAGUGGCAGGUAACCUACAGUCUUUUUAUCCAUGAACACAGUGUUUACAAAGAAAGCAUUGUGCCGACCGGAGGAAUCUACUCUCUCUAUUUCAACAGUAACGCAGUUACGUCUCAACCAUUCACAUUUACAUUUGCCUCAGAAAACAAUGACACAGAUCUAACUAUAGAGUUUCGUAUAAAGCCAUUGGAUACCCAUGGGGUCAUAUUAUCGUAUGGAUUAACAACUCAGUUUACUAUAAUGAUUGAUGGAACAAUACGGAUCAUUACUGGUUUGCAUACUUAUGACACUGGAAUAUCACUCACAGUUGGCGAUUGGAAUCGCGUAGCCUGUGUUAUAACAAAUCAAAAUAAUAUCUUGCAGUUUUACCACAGUGUAUCUACAAGCUUUAGUAGCAUACAAAUACUCCUGCUAGAACCAGUGAUGUUUGAACAACAUGGCGUCCUAUCAUUUGGCCAAUGGGUUAUUACUACAGAUAGUAAAUUUACUGUGUUGAAUUCAUCAUUUCAUGGUGAAAUCGAAGAGUUCCGUAUUUGGAACACAAGUUUCUACCCUGCAUUUAUAAAACAGACAGCAGAGAUAAAUGUAGAUGCAACGCUGUACUCAAACAACCUUUUAGCGUUGGUGAAGUUUGAUACUGGAACUGGACGUAUAGUCACUGACCUUACAAAUGGAAAUGACCUUAUUCUACCUACUGAUAUUUGGAAUCCACCUCUGUGGGUCUUUUCUGACAUCGAUAUUCCGACCGUAAACUCGGAACCAUUUGGAGGAAGUUUUGAAAACGAUACCCUUAAUUACCAAGCUGCACAAAUAUGUAUUCGCUUAAAUGAAAUAUGUUCAAAUCUCAGCCGGGAAAUGAUUGAAUUUUACUACAUGAGUUGUAUUAAUGUUGUAGCUAAGACUGAAUCGCUGAAUUUUGCAUACGGCCUGCUACACGCCGUGUCUGCACGCUACUGUAGCCCUCAUGAUGGAAGUAAUUAUCUUGGAGCCAGUUCACUUUGCUCUGUGUUUGACAUCCAUGAUCUUCCAGGUUGGAUUCAGGACACCUGUGACACGUGUGUAUUUGGCGAUGUCAUUUCAGAAGAUACAUGUGAAUGUUCAAGUGGCUACUGGGGCUCUGACUGUGAUUAUGUUUGCCCGGGGGGCGCUGCUACCCCGUGCUAUAGCAACGGAGUCUGCAACUCCAUGGGUAAAUGUGUCUGCAAUAUCAACUGGAAUCUUGACUUCAACUGCUCGGACUGUGCGACGAAUUGGCUUGGUGAUGAUUGUACCAUCUUCUUAUAUACCAAUCGUGUUCUGCAUGUUAACAAUAGAUACGUAGCGUAUAUUACAGGGGGGCAUCAAAUCACAACAUUCGAUGGUGUUUCUUUCUAUUUGCGAAUCUAUGGCGUAUAUAACCUGUAUAGCUUUGGACAAACAUCAAUCUAUUUUCGUUCAGCAAUUGCUACAAAUGGGCAUAAUUUUGGCUCCAGCUGUGAUGCAGUGAUUAUAUACUCUUACGGAAGUCAAAUUAUAGUUCGUGCUUCGAUCAGUGAGCUGUCAGCCUUUCGGCCAUAUUUUUGGCUAGACAAUGAAAUGGUUAGUCUUGAUCAUAAAACCAUCAUUAAUGAGGAUUUAUACAUCAUUCGUGUAAAUCUUAUAACAUACAAAAUACGAAGCUCGUCUAUGCCAUUCGAUAUACAAAUAAGUGUCUUUCAUGGUCGUCUGGAUAUUAUGUUUGUGACUACGUCAGAUAUUUGCAAUUCUAAUCACAACAAUGGACUCUUGUCGUCAUGUGAUACCAUCGGCAAUAUAGAACAUGCAAAUUGCCAUGAUAAUAAUACAAUAGUAGUCAAUACUGGUACUGAAGACUGUCAGAAGAAUAUUAGCCAAACUUCAAUCGAUCAAUAUGCAUCCAGAUUCCUCGUCAACAUAAAUAUUAAUACCUCUACCGAAUAUCAUAAUUCUCUGCUUCCAAUUCAAGGUGCUGGAAUGUGUUUAUACUUCAAUGAUUUUACCAUUACUUCAGCAGAUGUAAUCGCCUUGCCAGUUAAGUAUUUUACAUUAGAAACGUUUGUAAGGGCCCACCAAUAUGGUGGCGUGAUUCUCUCAUACGCAACUAUUCAUCACGUGAUCGCUGUUGUAAACCUGAAACGCGGUGUCACUAUAUGUGUUGGAACACAAAUAUUUGAAACAGGAAUUUCAUUAGAAAUUCUGGUUUGGAACCAAAUAUCGAUUGUUUGGAAUCAACAAACACAGAUCUUGGAAGUGUACAUUUUUGACCAAAAUGGAUUGGGUCGAGUUAAAGCUAUUUCCCUACCAAUAAAUUCUUUCGAAACAAAUGGAUAUCUUUCUCUUGGUCAAUGGCAUAGUGUAUAUCCGAAUGAAGUACCUCUACUCCCGCCACAACCAUUUAUCGGUGAAUUAGAUGAAAUCAGGAUUUGGAAUCGAAGGUCAAAUCCGUCAAUAGUGAUAUCAAACUGGAACAUCAAUGCAAUGGGGGACACACAAGAGCUUGCUUAUGUCUGGAAAUUCGACAGUGGAGUUGGUGGUUUAAAUGAUUUGGUUAGCGACUCGCCAUUCCAUCUUCCGCAAUGGAAUGCUCCAUUGUGGAGAAUUGCUGACAAUGAUCUUCCUAUACAACGUCAACCACUGCUUGGAUAUCCGACAUUUUUUAAUCAGACACUAGAGAACGCUGCUGUCGUCAAAUGUAGCAAUAUAUUCUUAACAGGUUUUGCUGUGAAUUAUGUGGAUUAUUUUGGGCAAGCGACGAUCGAUGCUUAUUAUCUGCAGUGUAUUCGUGAUAUAUCUUACCAUCUUGACCUUAGCGCUGCAAUCGAAGCCACUGUUGCCUUUGCAGAACUAUGUGUGAAAGAGAUACUUGAGGUUACUAUCUCGCCUGCAAGACAUCUAUGUAACGACUUUCCUGGAAGACAUUUUCCAGAUUGGAUUGGCACACAAUGUACAAUACCGUGUAUUUUUGGAACAGAGGAUCCUGAAGAUAUCAACAACUGUGUGUGUGAGUUCGGAUACUGGGGAAUUGCAUGUAGUUACCCAUGUCCUGGAGGUACUUUAUCUCCAUGUUCUGGACAUGGAACGUGUAAUGUUACAACAGGAGAAUGUAUGUGUGAUUCCCAUUGGCUUGGAUUAGACAGCCAAACAAAUGCUAAUAACACCUGUGACGUAUGUACCAAUGGAUGGAUGGCAACAGAUUGCACAGUGAGUUACAUCGAUGAUGCAUAUCCAUCAUUCGGAAUCGCCAUCAUUUAUGGUGAAUUGCAUAUGACUACCGUUGAUGGCGCAAGUGUGCACAUUGGUGUUCCUGGAGUUACAAGCAUAUUUGUAUCUGAACAGGUAUUUAUUCAAGCAAUAUUUCAACAGUGCAACUCAAAUGUGAACUGUCUUAUGAUCACGGAAGUGCUUAUUAUCAAUGGAGUUUAUGGACUCUCAGUCAGUGUUGAGCUGGGGUCUUCGUCACAACUGAUAAUUCAUGAGAACAGUGGUAAAGAGUGGCAACCAAUGAAUGAGGAAUCCGAUCGACAAAUUGGAGAGAUCAAUCUAAUUUGGUAUGACCGCGAUUUCAUAAAUAUAACAAUUGCAGAAACAUUCAGCAUGUUAGUUGUGCUUCAGUCUGAUAUUAUGUCGUGUGUCUUUGAGCUUCCGUAUAACGAUGGCCCACCAGGGAGCAGUGGAUUAAUUGGUUCGUUUGAUCGAAACCCGUUCAAUGAUUUGAAAUAUGAUGUCAUAAACGAUACGGUCUUCAUUAACGAGGUGCUUUCGCAGAACUACAUGGAUACGACUAUACUAAAGAUGCUACAGAUUCCUCAUGAUAACAGAAAUAAUCUCCAAAGUAAAUUUGCAGACAUCAAAUUUUUAUCUCCUGGCUACGCUUUGCAUUUCAAUGAAGAACAUUUAUCAUUCAAUUCUGCUGACAACUGGGAGCUAAAUGAAUUUACACUCGAAAUUUGGUUCAUUACACAAUACAUAUCAUCCGAAACACAGACAAUCUUGGAGUUUACAACAGAAACAAAACUGGUGUUACAGAUUGUUACACGACAACUUACUGUCACAAUUGGCAGUGAAGAAAUUAGAACUGAUUUAGUCAUUGAUAAUGGAAACUGGACUUACAUUGCUCUGUCAUGGAGAAGUUUUGAUGGAAGAGUGGCUGUAUCUUGUCACAGGCCAAACUACAACAAUAUGUUCACAUCAUUCAACGUUUUUACUGGUAAAACAGUGAAUCUUGGACCUAAAGUUCUAAUUGGAAAGGCGUCAGAAGCCAAAUCAUUCCAGUUCACCGGAAUAAUUGACAGCAUCUCUCUCUGGAGUUACUGUAAGACCGACUCAGAUAUAACAAAACAUAGAAAUAAUCAGACACAGUCAAGCGAUGUCGGGCUUCUUUUCAACAUUCCAUUUAGCGAAGGCUUUGGAAACACAACCUCAAUGCAACUACCGAUGCAAGCUGCUGACAUUACUGGUGGUAUUAUACAUCCAAGUAUGUGGGUACCAUCAGACGCACCUAUCUCAGUCCAACGUGAUCAAAUUCAUCAAUUCAUAAACGAAACAUUUGAAGACAUUGCAAUGUCAACUUGUCACACACUAUUUUACACCGGAAUACUGCUUGAUGAAUGUAACAACUUAUACAGUACAAGGCAAUUCUUCUUCGAAGCCUGUAUUUCAGAUGUUGCCGUCUCAAACAGACUUGACCAUGCAAAUGUCUCAGCAACCAUGUUUGCCUUCUACUGUCAACGGACACUGAACCUUCCUAGUGAAACUUUCUGUGAAAACGGCUUUUCUAUAUUAUGUAUUCCUGUCGAACAAAGCAACCUAUGGUGGCUGUGGAUUCUAAUAAUUUGCUUAACAUUUAUAUUGAUAUGUAUUAUUGUCAUAUGCUGCUGUAAAAAACGUAGGCUUGCUAAGGAAGAAAAACAUACAGAUGGAAGCAAUACUCAGUAUGCAACUCGGGGUGUAAAGCUGACCUACGAAGAAGAGGAGACUAAAUUAGAUGAGGAUGAUGAUGGGGAAUCUUACCGAUACAACAUAGAGUUCGCAAAAGAGAUUAAGCCUCCAACGUAUAUUGCAUAUUUACCUGAAGAUAACGAAGGAUACGAUGAUGAGGAUCCAGCAAACCGAUAUAACCUUGACCUUUAUCCAGCCCCUGACUAUGAUGAUCAUACGACUGCACUACCGAUGCAGACUUUUAUACCUGCCGGAAAUGAAGCGCAUGAGUAAACCAUUAAAUCAAUUUCAUUCCUAGGGGGCAGUACCAUAUCUUUUUUAAAUGAUUGUAAUUAAUGUGUAAUUUUAAAGCAUUUGUUUCAGCUUUGUUUUUAAUCAUGUUUUUAAUAAUUUUAACAUAUUGAUAUUCACAAAUUGAGUGAUUACUGGGAAGCUUUCGUUGUUCGCCUACAUUAGCAGAAAUGAAACUAACAAGUAGAUUAAUAUUCAUUAUUCAUCCCCUGACUAUCAUGAACAUGCGAGAGCACUCCGAUGGCGACAUUUAGAAUAUCUACCGAAGUGAGGAGCAUAACCAAUCUUAUGCCCUGAGGGUGGUACCAUAUCUUUCGAUGUACAUAAUUAGUGUGUGAUUUUAAGCAUUUAUAUAAACCUUUAUUGUUAAUCAUACUAACAUAGAUAUUCACAAAUUUUGUGAUUUCUAUGACUGGAUUGGUUUUUAUCGUAUACAUCAGAUCAAAAUAAGUUAACACGGCUGACAUUUCUUUAUUCUUCGUGAUAUUGUAGUAGUAAGUAUUUGUUUUUAAAUUGAGUUUUGUUGUUUGUGUCAUUUCAUUGAUUUUAAUUUUAGUAUGCAUGAAUUCUGCUGCCGACUGAAAUUUUAAGGGAUUACAUGUUUUUAAAUAUUAUUUUAAUUUAGUGAUAAAGAAUACGUUUCUCCAAGUACUUGUACCACUUAUUGAUAUUAUGAAUACAGUAUAUACUCAUUUAUUAUUUAUUAUUUAUUUGGUAUAAAAAAACACAUAUUACAAACAGCAGCCAAGGCUGAAAUGGUUUGUAUUACAAUUUAAAGAGACAACAAAAAUAUUCAAUUGAAAAAACAUCAAUAUCAAUAUUCAAAAUAUGAUGACGAUUACAAUUGCAACAAUAAAGACUUUAUACUAACAUUAUGAAUAUUCUUUAGUUUAAGUAAUUUUUAAAUUAAGUUUUAAAUUUUGAUUUGAUUGAGUUGAUUAAAUAAAGUUAUUAUCAUUAUAUUAAUAUGUAUACUAACAAUAGGCAUAAUUCUUUAUGAUGUAGGCCAAACCAACAAAACACACAGUGAUUCACAUUAUGGUAAUUGAUAUUUCUGUAUAAGAACAAUUUAAUUUUUCGUACUUGUUAUGGUUGCAUUAUAUGAUAUAGACAUAAUUUUUUACGCAGAAUAAAUAAAUUCAUUAUCAUUACAA